CCUUGCCUCGGGUGUAGGGAUUGCAUAAGGGGAAAAAACUAAACUACACAGCUACACUGUGUGGUUUUGUUUUUUUGGGUUUCUUUGAGGCUAAACUGUUCUCACAUUGGAUUUUCUGACAACAUUUCUGGAUAAGGAGAUUUCUGAUGAGAUAAAACUCCGGGCUUCCCCCAAUCAAAUCCAGGCACUCUUGUGGAUACAAGGUGCCGUCCACAAUGUCAACACAGGCACCAACAUUUACACAGCCUCUGCAAAGCGGUGUGGCACUAGAGGGUAGUGCUGCAACGUUUGAGGCUCAAGUUAGUGGUAAUCCAGUUCCUGAGGUGAGCUGGUUCCGUGAUGGCCAGGUUCUUUCCGCUGCCGCUCUGCCCGGCGCACAGAUCUCGUUCAGCGAUGGCCGCGCUGUUCUGAUGAUCCCUGUUGUGACAGCCGCACACAGUGGAAGAUUUUCUGUGAGAGCCACCAAUGGUGCUGGACAAGCCACUAGCACCGCUGAACUUCUUGUUACAGCGGAGACCGCGCAGCCCAACUUUAUUCAGAGACUUCAGAGUAUGACCGUGAGACAAGGAAGCCAAGUGAGACUGGAUGUUCGUGUUGCAGGAAUCCCUACACCUGUGGUAAAGUUCUACAGAGAGGGAGCUGAGAUACAGAGCUCUGCUGACUUUCAGAUUGUUCAAGAAGGAGACCUUUACAGUUUGUUGAUUGCCGAAGCCUUCCCAGAGGAUUCUGGAACUUACUCUGUAAAUGCUUCAAACAGCAGUGGACGGACUACCUCCACUGCUGAACUGCUGGUUCAAGGGGAAGAAGCUGUGCCUGCCAAGAAGUCCAAAACUGUUGUGUCAGCCUCCUCUCAGACCAGAGUUGAGACAAGGAGUAUGGAGGCUCAUUUUGAAUCCUCAUCCUCAUCCAUGCAAAUGCGUGUUGAAGGUGGUGUAGUGAGCCACCAAGCACACAUGACCCCACCACGUGUGCCUCCAAAGCCAACCUCAACCUCCAAGUCCCCAACACCACCAUCUCUUGCAGCCAGAGUUGCAGGCGGACGUCAUCAGUCACCAUCACCUGUGAGACAUGUCAAGGUGCCCACUCCGGCCCCUUUUAGGCUUGUAUCCCCCUCAUCAAGACUGUCUGUGUCCCCAAUCAGACCAGUUAAAUCCCCACUGACCACACGCAAAAAGGUAGCCCAUGGUCCUGAUGUCCCCCCACCAUGGAAGCAGGGAGACUUGGUGGAAGGUUCCAGCAGCUAUUCCAGCAGCAUGACUUCUAGUGCCACCCAUGCCCAGGCUUCCAUGUCUGCCACCCAUGUUCACAUGGAGCAGCACUGGGAGGGCUCUUAUGGAUCGCAAACGACUGGUGCCGCUGUAUCUGGUGUCGCUGUGAAAGAGAUACGAAGAAGUACAGAAACUACUAUCGACCACGUGGAUGCUGCCCCUGCACCAUCCCCAAUUCCACAUUUCACAGUUUCAAAAGUUACUGUUCCUAAACCUGACCCUAGCUAUGAGAUUGUUGAGACUGCAGCAGUCCCAUCCCAUGCAGAAGAGCCAGUUAUGCCACCUACUCUUGUAGCUGGCUUGAAGAACGUGACUGUGACUGAGGGUGAAUCUGUGACUCUGGAAUGUCAGAUCACUGGUCACCCUGCCCCUGGCAUCAUGUGGUUCAGAGAGGACUACAGAAUUGAGAGCUCCAUUGACUUCCAGAUCACUUAUGAGAGUAAAUGUGCCCGUCUGGUCAUCCGCGAGGCCUUCGUAGAAGACAGCGGUCGCUUCACUUGCACUGCUACUAGCGAGGCUGGAACCAUCAGUACAUCCUGCUACCUGCUUGUCCAAGUAACUGAGGAGAUUGAGACCAGGGAAGAUAUGACACAAGGGCUGACACAGCAGGAAACGAUGACACAGCAGAGAACUGAGACCAUGUCAGAGGUAAAUGUCACCACCGCAGGUUCACCAGUAGAUACUGCAGAUGCUGUCGCUCCCUUCUUUGUCAAGAAGCCAACUGUACAGAAGUUGGUGGAGGGCGGAAGAGUUGUCUUUGAGUGCCAGAUCGGAGGCAGCCCCAAGCCCAACAUUAUCUGGAAGAAGACUGGAGUGCCCCUUACUACAGGAUACAGAUAUAAAGUGCACUACAAUAAGGAGAGUGGAGUGUGUAAAUUGGAGAUCUCCAUGACGUUUGCUGAUGAUGCUGGAGAGUACUCCAUCUUUGUCAAGAACCCGCUUGGAGAGGAGUCUGCCUCAGCCAGUCUACUGGAGGAAGGGGAAUAUGAAGAAUACAUGAAGAAACAUGAAAUGACCUAUAAUACUGAAGUGACUACGGUGCAGGCGGAUGUUUCCCCUGUUGUUGUGAGCGAAUAUGACGAGGACCAGAAGUAUAUCCAGAGAAUGGCACAGAUGCAAAGCUUUGUUAGAACGCAGGAAUUCCAGAUUUCUUCAUUUGAGGAGAGGAUUAUCCACGAGAUUGAGAUCCGCAUCUUGCAGAUUACCUACCAACAAAUUGUGACUGAGGAUCGGGAAGAGAUGGUGACUGUGGCAGACCGUGAGGCUGUACAGUCAGCCUUUAGUACUCCAGUUAAAAACUACAGGAUCAUGGAAGGAAUGGGGGUCACUUUCCACUGCAAAAUGGCAGGAACUCCACUACCCAAGAUCGUAUGGUACAAAGAUGGCAAGCGUAUCCAUCAUGGGGGCCGUUACCAGAUGGAGAGUCUUCAUGAUGGUAGAGCCAGCCUGCGUCUUCCUGUGGUGCUGCCAGAGGAUGAAGGUGUUUACACAGCAUUUGCCAGCAACAUGAGUGGAAAUUCUGUGAGCUCUGGGAAACUGUAUGUGGAGCCCACUGCCAUUGCAGUAGCUCAGCGUUACACGCCUGAACCUCAGGCAAUGCAGAGAAUUAGGUCUCAGUCCCCAAGAUCUCUGAGUCGCUCUCCCGGACGCUCUACUAGUCGCUCUCCCGGACGCUCUACUAGUCGCUCUCCCGGACGCUCUACUAGUCGCUCUCCCAGACGCUCUCCUGCAAGCAGGCUUGAUGACACUGAUGAGAGUCAGCUGGAGAGACUGUACAAGCCUGUGUUUGUUUUGAAGCCACAGUCAUUCAAGUGUGCUGAAGGGCAGACUGCCAGAUUUGACCUGAAAGUAGUUGGUAGACCCAUGCCUGACACUUUCUGGUUCCACAAUGGACAACAAGUUGUCAAUGAUUACACCCACAAGAUAGUGGUGAAGGAAGAUGGAACUCAGUCACUGAUUGUGGUUCCAGCCAUGCCCCAUGACUCUGGAGAGUGGACGGUAGUUGCUCAAAACAGAGCUGGAAAAAGCUCUGUGUCCAUAACACUUACAGUUGAUGCCAAAGAGAACCUGGUCAGACCCCAGUUUAUUGAGAAGCUGAAGAACAUCAGUGUCAAGAAAGGCACUCUGGUUGAGUUGGCUGUCAAAGCCAUCGGAAACCCCCUGCCUGACAUUGUUUGGCUGAAAAACAGUGACAUCAUCUCCCCACAGAAGCACCCAAAUAUUAAGAUUGAGGGCAUCAAGGGACAAGCCAAAUUCUAUAUCCCACAAUCUGUGAGUUCUGAUAGUGCCUGGUACACAGCCACAGCCAUUAACAAAGCUGGACGAGAUACCACUCGCUGCAGGGUCAACAUUGAGGUGGAUGUUGCUGCACCUGAACCGGAGAGGAGACUCAUUAUCACCAAGGGAACCUACAAGGCCAAGGAAAUUGCAGCUCCAGAGUUGGAAUCCCUGCAUCUCCGUUAUGGCCAAGAGCAGUGGGAGGAGGCUGACCUAUAUGACAAGGUCAAGCAGCAGAAACCGCAGUUUAAGAAGAAGCUGACUUCUGUCAGGCUGAAGCAUUCUGGUGUUGUCCACUUUGAAUGCAGACUGACCCCUAUUGGUGAUCCCACUAUGGUGGUUGAGUGGUUGCAUGAUGGCAAACCCCUUGCAGCUGCUAACAGAUUGCGCAUGGUUAAUGAAUUUGGCUACUGUAGUCUUGACUUUGAAGUUGCCUAUGCCAGAGACAGUGGUGUUAUCACCUGCAGAGCCACUAACAAAUUUGGAGUUGACCAGACCUCAGCUACACUCAUUGUAAAGGAUGAGAAGAGCCUUGUUGAGGAGGGCAGGAGGGAAAUAUACAGAAUUGAUGAGAUGGAGCGCAUGGCUCACGAAGGAGGUCCUUCUGGAGUCACUGCAGAUGAGUAUUCAGAGAAGUCAAAGCCUGAAAUUGUCCUUCUUCCCGAGCCAGCAAGAGUGUUGGAAGGUGACAUUGCAAGAUUCCGUUGCAGAGUGAUUGGUUAUCCUACACCUAAGGUCAACUGGUACCUCAAUGGGCAGCUCAUUCGCAAGAGCAAGAGAAUGAGACUUCGCUAUGAUGGCAUUUACUAUCUUGAGAUUAUCGAUAUCAAGUUAUAUGAUGCAGGAUAUGUCAAAGUGGUAGCAGAGAACCCUGAGGGCACAGCUGAGCAUAUGGUGAUGAUAGAGAUCACACAGAAAGAGGACUUCAGAUCUAUUCUCCGUCGCAUUCCUGAACCAAAGGCACAUGACACUACUGAACAUGGAAGAAUUAGCUUUGAAGUUGUGAAGGUUGAUAGACCUGCUGAUGCCCAGCCUAAGGAAGUUGUCAAACUGAGGAAGACUGAAAGAGUCAUUCAUGAGAAGUCCACAGAGGAGACAGAUGAGUUGAAGAGUAAAUUUAAGCGCAGGACAGAGGAAGGUUAUUAUGAAGCCAUCACUGCUGUGGAGCUCAAGUCCAGAAGAAAGGAUGAGUCCUAUGAGGAUAUGCUUAGGAAGAGGAAGGAAGAUCUGCUUCACCAUCAUAAACUGUUGUCUGAGGCUAAGAACAAGAAAGACUUGGAAGAGGGAAAACUCACCAUCCCCACAAUCAAACCAGAGAAAGUACAGCUCUCUCCCAGCAUGGAAGCUCCAAAGAUCUUGGAACGCAUUGCAAGCCAGACCGUGUCUCAGACUGAGGAAGUUCGCUUCAGAGUCAGAGUUGUUGGCAAACCGGAACCUGAGUGCCAGUGGUUCAAGAAUGGAAUCCUGCUGGAGAAGACAGAUCGUAUUUACUGGUUCUGGCCUGAAGACCACGUAUGUGAAUUAGUGGUCAGAAAUGUCACAGCAGAAGACUCUGCUAGCAUCAUGGUCAAAGCCAUGAACAUUGCUGGAGAGGCUUCAAGCCAGGCAUUCCUGCUGGUGCAAGGUAAGACAGUUAUUACCUUUGCUCAACAACUAGAGGAUGUGGAAGCUAAAGAGAAGGACACCAUGGUGACCUUUGAGUGUGAGACCAGUGAGCCUUUUAUCAAAGUCAAAUGGCUGAAGAACAAUGCAGAGAUUUUCUCUGGAGACAAAUACAGGAUGCACUCAGACAGAAAGGUUCAUUUCCUUUCUGUACUGAUUAUCAGCAUGAAGGACGAUGCAGAAUACAGUUGUGCUGUUAUUGAAGAUGACCACAUCAGGACCACUGCCAGACUCAAUGUGGAAGGUGCUUCACUGUCAAUUGUGAAGAGGCUGGAGAACAUUGAAGUGCCUGAGACCUACUCUGGGGAGUUUGAGGUAGAAUUGUCUCGAGAGGAUGCUGAAGGUACAUGGUACUUCAAUGACAAGGAAAUUACGCCCAGCAGCAAAUAUGUUACCUCCUACCGCCGUGGACGCCAUACCUUGUCUGUCAAAGACAUCAAGAAAGAAGAUCAGGGAAAAUAUACAUUCAAAAUUUACGAUAUGCAUACCAGUGCCUCCCUGAAGAUGAAACUGCGCCCUGUGACACUGAUGCAACCCCUCACUGACCUGACAAUCUGCGAGGGUGACAUUGCUCAAUUAGAAGUGCGAUUCUCUCAGGAAAACGUUGAGGGAACAUGGAUGAAGAAUGGCCAAGCAAUCUCCGCUACAGAUCGCAUCCACAUCGUUAUCGACAAACUGGUCCACAAGCUGCUUGUUGAAAAUGUGAGCAGAGAUGAUGCUGCAACAUACUCCUUCUUUGUCCCAGCUCAGGAUAUCUCCACCUCUGGGAAGUUGAACAUUCAAACGGUUGAAAUUUUGAGCCCACUCACUGAUGUUACCGCAGUUGAGGGCACCAAGGCUGUUAUUGAGACUAAAAUCUCUGCUGCUGAUGUUACCUCUGUGAAAUGGUUACACAAUGACAAGCUUGUGAUGCCCAGCGAGAGAAUCCAGAUGCUUGCAAAGGGAUCCAAACAGCACCUGGUAUUCCACAGGACCUUUGCCACUGAUGAAGGAACCUACAAGCUAUGUGUUGGCAAAGCUGACUCUAGCUGUAAACUGACUAUUGAAAAAAUUCAUAUCUUGAAGCAUAUGGAGGAUCAAGUUUGCACUGAGACCCAGAAUAUAACAUUUAAAGUCGAGGUUUCCCACCCUGGCAUUGCCGCUGUGUGGACAUUCAAGAAACAAGAACUCAAAGCUGGUCCAAAGCACAAGAUUGAGGCCAAGGGCAAGAAUUACAGUAUGACUGUCAUUAACACCAUGAAGGAUGAAGAGGGGCAAUACACAUUCGCUGCUGGUGAACAAACAUCCAGUGCUAAGAUUACUGUGUCAGGUGGUGCCAUAAACAGACCACUCCAGGACGUGACUGUGGCUGAGUCUCAGACAGCUGAGCUGGAGUGUGACGUGGCCAACCCAACUGCUGAGGGCAAGUGGCUGAAGGAUGGACAACCUGUGGACUUCAGUGACAAUGUCAAACAUGUGAAAAAUGGAGCUGUCAGACGUCUUGUUAUUACCAUAACUAGACCCCAGGACAUCGGUGAAUACACUUACCAGGUUGCAAACUCCAAGACAACAGCCAUCCUGAGGGUUGAGUCUGUGAAAGUCAAGAAAACCCUGACGAACCAAACUGUCACUGAGACACAGGAGGCAGAGUUCAGUCUCGAGCUCAGCCACAAGAAUGUGAAGGACUCACAAUGGAUUAAGAAUGGUGUAGAGAUCCAACCUAGUGAGAAAUAUGAAGUCACCGUUGAUGGCAUGGUCCACACCUUGAAGAUCAAGAACUGCGACACACGUGAUGAAUCAGUUUAUGGAUUCAAACUUGGAAAACUAUCUGCUAAUGCCAGAUUGAACGUUGAGACAAUUAAAAUUGUUAAGAAGCCUAAAGAUGUGACAUCACUAUUGGAUGCCACUGCCUCUUUUGAGCUGAGCCUGUCUCAUGAUGACAUCCCUAUCAAAUGGAUGUUCAAUAACGUUGAGCUUAAACCAAGUGAAAACAUCAAAAUGCUGUCUGAGAGAAAAGCUCACAAGCUGAUCAUCCAGAAUGUGAAGACUAACAACCAUGGAGAGUACACUGCUGUAGUUGGAAACCUGCAAUGCAGUGCAUCUUUACAUGUUGAAGCUCUGCGUGUCACAAAACCCAUCAAGAACAUUGAAGUCCCAGAGACCCAGGUGGCCACUUUUGAAUGCGAAGUGUCACAUUUCAAUGUCCCAUCCACCUGGCUGAAGAAUGGAGUGGAGAUUGAAAUGAGUGACAAGUUCAGGAUUGUGGUGCAGGGCAAACUUCACCAGCUCAAGAUCAUGAACACUGGCAGUGAAGACUCUGCAGAAUACACCUUUGUCUGUGGAAAUGACAGAGUCUUUGCCACUUUGACUAUCAAUGCCAUUUUGAUCACCUCCAUGCUGAAAGAUCUCAGUGCACAGGAGAAAGACACCAUCACAUUUGAAGUGAAUGUCAACUAUGAGGGCAUCACCUACAAGUGGCUGAAGAAUGGUGUUGAGAUUCGCUCCACUGACAGAUGCCAGACCCGCACCAAACAGCUAACUCACUCUCUCACCAUCCGAAAUGUUCAUUUUGGUGAUGGUGCAGAGUACAAAUUUGUGGCUGGUUCUGCUGCGUCAUCAGCAAAGCUUUAUGUUGAUGCUCGCAUUAUUGAAUUCACCAAGCAUAUCAAAGAUAUCAAGAUCACAGAGAAGAAGAGGGCCACUUUUGAAUGUGAGAUCUCUGAGCCUAAUGUUCAGGUGACGUGGAUGAAAGAUGGACAGGAACUGGACAUUUCCGAAAGAUACACUGUAUCCACUGAGGAAUUCCUGCACCGUCUAAUGAUCCAGUCAGUCUGCAUGUCUGAUGCCGGAGGGUACUCUGUAAUCGCUGGUGCAAGCAUGUCAAAGGCUCAUCUCACCGUGGAGGGCAAAGAUGUCUGCAUUACAGAACCUGCUGAGAAGAAAAUGACGGUUGUUGAGAAACAAAGAACAACGUUCGAGUUUGAAGUCAAUAAGGAUGACAUUGAAGGUCGCUGGCUGAGGAACGGCAUUGAGCUCCAGUUUUCCGUUGACCAGAGGUUCAGCUAUGCAUGCAUUAGAAAGCUCCAUCGUCUGACCAUUACUGAGACCUGCAGAAGUGAUGCAGGAGAAUACACCUUCAUCGCCGGCAGGAACAGGAGGGUGGUGACACUUCAUGUCAACAUCCCUGAGCCACCUCAGAUCAUUAACCACAUGCAGCCCCUGUCUGUGGAGUCCGGCAAACCUGCUCGCUUCUCUGUGGAAGUGACUGGCGUCCCCCAGCCCCAGGUGUUCUGGUACAAGAACUCCCAGGCUCUCUCCCCUGGCUUCAAGUGCAAGUUCCUGCGUGAUGGGAAUGAACACUGUCUGCUGCUCAUUGAAGUGUUCCCAGAGGACGCAGCGGUUUACAAUUGUGAGGUCAAGAAUGAGGGUGGUGUUGCCACCAGUUCAGCUGCACUGAAUGUCGAAGUCUCAGAAGUAGUUUCUCCUGAUACUGGAGCUCCUCUGUCCCCACCUACCAUUGUCUCACCAAUCAGCAACACCUCAACCACUGAGGGAGAGUCAGCCAGAUUCCAGUGCAAAGUUUCUGGAGAAGCUCUAAAGAUAUCCUGGUUCCGUGGUGAGAAAGAAAUGAAGCAGUCAAACUUCUUUAAGAUGUCUACGUUUGAUAACACCUGCCAGCUGGAGAUCACCAGAGUGUGCUCUGAGGUUGAGGGGGAAUACACCUGUGUUGCCAGAAACCCAGCAGGAAUGGUCACAUGCUCUGCACAUUUGAAACUUGAUGGGCAAAAACUAAUUACGGAUAUUACAUCCGAUUCUCAAAAGCAUGUCUCAUCCAGUAUUUCAACAAGCUUGUCAAGUGUAAAGAAGGAGCAAAUUGCCCAAAGGCCCACUUUUAUUCACCCAAUAGAAAUCUGCAUGGUUCAGCAUGGUGAAGUGGCCAGGUUUCAUGCUUGUGUAUCCAGCAUGCCAAAGCCAGAGAUUAGCUGGUAUCAUAACCAGCAGCCAAUUAAGCCUACUAAAGAUAUUGUUUUUCAUUCUGAUGAGAUGACAAACACCACCACACUAAUUAUAGUUGCUGCUUUCUCUGAGCAUGCUAGACAAAACACUUGCAAAGCAACCAAUAAUGCUGGAGAGGCGGUGUGCACAGCAGCCCUUGCAGUAACCAAAGAAGAAGUAACCAAUAUGAAGGAAGAGAUUGAAGCAACCAUUGAGCAAGAAGUCAAAGAGUUUUAUAAUAAAAGGACUGUGUUUCGGGAGAACAGAGGGCAGAUGCGCGGAGCCUUUUCAGACACGGAGGAGGUCUUGGAUCAAGCCAACAAUUCAUCCAUCAAGCCAUCUUUUAAAAAAAGGCUGAAGUUCCAGAAUGUUUUAGAGGGGGAACCUGCUGUGUUUAGAUGCAGAUUGGUAGCUUUCCCAACCCCAACCAUAAUAUGGUUUCAUAACAAUAGACAAAUUCAUAAAGAACGCCGUCGGAGAAUACGUACAGAGAGCACUUUGCACAUGCAUGAAACUAGUUUAGUCAUUGAUAGUAUAAAAGACAAAGACUCCGGCAGUUACAAAGUAAUGGUUAUUAACACAGAGGGGUCUGCAGAGUCCAUAUCAUCACUUCUGGUGUCAAUGAGGGAAGCACAAGAAGGCAAUGAUCUAAGUCACAUUAGACGGUCAACUAGACUUCACGGAAGCCUAGACUCGUUGGUUGAUCAAAAAAAGGAGAGAAAAUGCAGGGUUAACUUGAGAUGUGUUGGGUCUCCAUUUGAUCAAAAGUUCAAACCUAGCGGCAGAUCUAGAUCUAAGGAUGCACCGGUUCGCACCUUGCACUUCAGAAGUUCAUCACCAACAAGAGGGAAAGAUAAAGAAACUAAUCUGAAUGAAACAGCAUCCGAACGAGCCCUCUCUCCACCUUCUAUAUUUGGUGGAGAAAGAGUUACUAGGUCUGAAAGGUUUAACGACAGAUACAUUGAUAUCUACUGUGACAGACACACUGGCAGAUUCAGCGACAAGUUCAGUGACAGGUGCAGUGAUAGAUUCAGUGACACAGAAAGCCUCCACGAAGAGGUAAAAGCCAAGCUUGGCCUGUUACAAAAUGCAGUCAAACGAAAAAAGAGGCUCUCUAUGUCUACGCUGUCAUCAUCAGAGUUUGACUUGGAGUCAAACGCGAGUGAAACCAGCUAUGCAGAUUAUGUUGAUCGAUUAAGGGUCAAGAAGCCUGCCUCCUUACCUGGAGACUUGCAGCAUGCUCGACCUUUUGAAAGAAACGUUAGAAACGAUAAAGUGUCUGCCGAAUUCUAUGGUAGAUAUGACAGAAUUCCCACACAUUGUGCUGAGUCAACACAGCCCCGCGUGAGACAUUCAUUUGAACCUCAGUCUCGAACUAGGGCCAUUCAAAUGUUAAAAGGUGAUCUACCAGCGACAGGAAAUGAAAAAAACUUUGAUGAAGGAGUCUCUGAAACACAUAUGGAUAAAACGGUCCUUACUCCAGGGGAACCUCAACAUGAGUUAGGAUUCGAACAUAAGAUAGGUAAGGAUUUAGAAAAUCAAGGUGCACAAUACAUAGGAAAUCAAGGUGAGGACUAUUUAGGAAAGAAGUUGUCUGAAGACUUGAAGACAAAGAUGGAGGGACCGUUUGUCUUUGCUUGUCCUGAAACAAGGAGAUCUCUAAACAUUGCUGAAAAGGAUGAAUUUUCCAGAACCAGCUCAAACAAACCACUGAAGGAAAUAUUUUCCAGUAAGACGACUAAUAUACAAGAGGAUACUGUGAAGAGCACUGAAGAACAAUUUGAAAAACAACCCAGCUUUGCAGAAAACCGGUAUGAGAACACUGAGAGUGAAUGUGAAGAUAAACUUUUAGCCUUGCGGAUUAGAAAAUGGCAAAAAGGAAUGCAGAUGGACCAAGAGGAACAGUUUAAGCAUGAAACAGACCAUUCAAAGGCAAGGGAUUUGCCAUACACGCAAUCCAAAAUAUUAUAUGGUGAGGAGGUAGAGAGAAAAACAGACACAAAAACUGUCAGUGUCAAUGAGGAGAAAUCUUGGGAAGAGCAUCAUCCAUCCCUGGAAAAGGUCUGCUUAACCCGGGAAAAUGUGUACGGAUUAAAGAGUGGAACUGAACAGAAUUUGUCCCUUUCCCAAACCAAAGACGAGAGUGCCUGUGAGAAGAAAACAGGAGAAGAGAACACUGUAUCACAAGAAAAAAUCCAUGAAUUGAAUUUGUCCCAUUCUCCAAAAGAGAGGCAUGUCAAUAUGUAUGGUGAGGAGGUAGAUAGAAAAACUGCAACAGAAACUGAGGCAUUAAAUUUCCAACAUUUGCCCAGUUCUCAGAAAAAGAGUCCUGCAGAAAGUAGUGAGGUAACAUGGGAAGAGGACCAUUUAUCCCUGAAAAAGGUCAGUUUAUCCCUGAAAAAUAUUGCCCCUUUCCAGAAUGUUUCACUUUCCCAAUCAAAAGAGAGGAGCGCCAAUGAGAAGAAAACAGGAGAAGAGCACCAUUUAUCCCAGGAAAAUAUUUAUGGAAUGAAGAGUGAACCUGAACAGAAUUUGUCCCUUUCCCCAAGAGAAAUGCGUGCUAGUGAGAAGAAACACCAAGAAGAGCAGUGUCUUUUAUCCCGGGAAAAGACCCACAAAAGUGAAAUGUUUGGGAGUGAGGAAGAGGCUCUGGGACAUCGAAUCAUUAAAUGGCAGCAAGACGUCUUGACUGAGCAAGGGUUUGCUGUUGACUUGGAUUCUGAUUGGGUUGGUGCAGAGUACUCACCAUAUAUCGCUAGAAAAGUGGCUGAGUCAAAAAUGGCUGCUGAAGGCAUUACUCUUGGAUCAACCGCUCACUCUGAGGCAGAUUCAACGAGAAGAAGAAAGCCUUCCCCAGAAAAGACAGACUAUGAAAAGUUACUGACUGAGGAUGUUCCUCAUGGUUUCAGAGAUGAGAGAAGGUCCUCACUAGAAAAGACUGUAAAGGAACAUGUCCUUACUGAGAAUGAUAUCCCUCCUGAAUACAGAUAUGACAGGUCUUCACCAGAAAAAAAAACGAAUGAAAAGUUCCUUACUGAGGAUACCCCUCAUGAAUACAGAGAUGUAAGAAGAAAGUCUUCUCCAGAAAAGACAACAAAGGAAAUGCUUCUCCGUGAUGCUAGAGCCCAUGAAGGUCCAAGAAGGCCUUCUACAGAAAAGACAUCAAAGGAAAGGUUUCUGAGUGAGCAUGCCCCUCAUGACUACAGAGAUGAAAGAAGAAGAUCUUCGCCAGAAAGGACGGCAAAAGAAAAGUCCCUGAGUAAGGAUGUCCAUCAUGAUUUCAGAGAUGAAAGUUUCCAAUGGCCCCCUCCUCCACAAACCGUUGUAGAUGAAACAAGGAUGCAGACAACAGAAAGUGAGUAUUUUGUGAGCGAAGAGGAAGCUUUGGCUCAGCGCAUCUUAAAAUGGCAAGAAGACGUUCUCACCGAACAAGAAGAAGCUGUUGAAUUAGAGUCUAACUGGGCUUUGGCUGAACAUUCACAACACUCAAAGAAAAGCGAUGCCAGUGGACCUCAUGAAGGUUCCUCUAAUGAACCUGUGAAAGAACGCUCACCUGUGAAAGAACCCUCACUUAUGAGACAACAUCACAUUGGUCAGUAUGAAAGUUCCUCUUUUGAACCAGUCUCUCAUCAGAAUGAGAAGUCUCGUACAAUGUCUCUUGGGUUCUCGCAUGUGAAAGAGCACUCUCCUGUGAAAGAAUAUUCACCUAUGAGACAACAUCGGAUUGGUGAGCAUGUCUCUCAAGAGGAUUGGGCUAUGGCUGAACAUCGUAGGAGAACUGAUGUCAGUGGAGAUGAUGCCAAUGAAGGUCCUUCUUAUGAACCUGUUUCUCAUCAUAUCGAGAAGUUUCAUCAAAUGUCACUUGGGUCUCACUCACCUGUGAGAGGGUCCUCAUCAGUUAGAGAAACCUCACCUGGUAGAGAGCCCUCCCCUGGCAGAGAACGCUCACAUGACAGAGGUCAAUCACCUGUGAAAGAACCUGGUAGAGAAGCCUCAUCUGGGAGAUGCUGUUCACCUUUGAGAGAACUUCACAUUGGUCAGCAUGGCUCUCAAGCUGAAGUUGGUGCGGAAGGGCCUUCCAAUUGGGAAUCUGACUUGAGACACAAUGAAAAUGUGGCUAUUAGGACUGCAGAGAGGAAAGAAGGACAUAGAGAAAUGCUAUCAAAAGAAAACCUUCACCAAAUAGACAUGCCUCAGAGGACUAAAGAAGUUAAGACUUCACCAAAAACUUCUGUACCUAUCUUUGUGAGAGAAAUCUCAUCCUUGAAAGUAAAGAGGGGAGAGAUGACAGACUUUAAAUGUAGUUUUCGGGGAGACCCUCAACCAAUUGUCACUUGGCUCAAAGAUGACCAACCAAUCGGUCAAAACCCAGACUUUGAUGUUCUCACCAAAUUGAACGAAACAACUUUAACUAUCUACUAUCCCACUAUAUACCAUGAAGGGACAUUUAGUUGUGUUAUAACUAAUACAUUCGGAAAGUCAACCUCCUCUGCUACACUAGAAGUUACUGAAAGUAAGCAAUUAAGAAAAUUGCCAUCGCCAGUGGCCUCGUACAAAGUGAAAGUGACAACAGAGUAUGAAAUGAGUGAAGAAGAUCUUGACCAAAUGAUUGACGAUGAACUUGAAUCGUACAAUGGUGUUGAAAUGGAUGAGAAAUCUUUACUACAGGUGCCACAGGCUGUCUUGCACAGACCUUGUGCUUCAGACACUUCACAAUAUUCUUGUUCUCCUGUCGAGAUCAGGAUCACUGCUCCAACACCAGUCCCAUUCGAAAUGAUUGGAAAAGACACAGAGAUGUCUGAGGACGAUGGCAGUUCCCAUCCUAUGAAACACAAAUUCACAUUCUGCUAUGAUGCCGCGCAGGUAGUAAGUGAAUCUGAGAAGAUAAGUUCUUCAGAAGGCCAAACCGGAAAGGUUGAAAUCAGAUCUGAUGUGUCCUUCCAAUCUGCUGUGACUAUUGCUAGAUCUUCUGAGGUAGAAGCAACCAUGGCUGGUGAAUGGGAACAACAUAUACUAUCUGGAAAUUCUGAAGAUUUGAGGCAGUCCCCUCUGAGUGAUACUGGGCAUAUUUCUGACCCGACAUUGAUGCAGACUUUGAACAAAUCUGUAGGUUCCAACAACCCUAAGGAUAAUGUUUCAGAAUUAGCUAGAUCAGAGGCAGACAUGGCAAAUGAGAGCAAACAGCAUAUACUAUCCAGAUUUUCUGAAGAUUUGAGGCAUUCCCCUCUCAGCCAUACUAGUGAUAUUACUGAUCAGGCAUUAAUGCAGGAGCUGGACAACUCUAUAGGUUCCCACAGCCCUGAAGAGUAUGUUUCAAACGUAUCUAAACCAAAACAAAGUGUUUCAAAAGAAGCACCUACUAUUACUGGGUGUGGUCUGCAAUCAUCUGCUGCGCCAGUCAAAGUGUCACAAAUGAAGCAGGCAUUUGAGGCACCUGGGUUGUCAGAGGCACCUGACUUGUUAGAUACCACUUCUGUUGAUGAAGUGAAAAAGUCCACAGAGUCAUAUUUCCCUGAGGAGUAUAUCCCAGAAGUUGCAAUCCAUCUUGAUCAUGAUGAUAAGUCAUUGGCAACUAAUGUUGUGGAAGGAACUCCACUGCAGUCCAAACAAAACAGUAUGUUAGUAGAAGGUAGUGAUACACAGAUUCCGAGAGCAAAGUUAAUUUCAGCCAAAAGUGGGCCAGAGGUUGUGUUACUAGGUGGUGCACAGAUUUCUGCCAAAGUGAAAUCAGUCUCCCCCAAAUGUGCCCCAGUGGGUGUCCAGGCCAUGUCUGAUACUCUGGAGGAAGACAAUGAAAUCUGUAUGAUUUCUGGAGAAACUGUUGAGGAAGCUGACAUAAUUGACACCCACAGUCACUUAAGUAUAAGAGAGGUGCAGGUGUCACCAACGCUUGUCAGACCUGAGGCAGUUAAGGCAGUAAAGACUAGCCAUUCAACAGAAUGUAUGGGACCUCAUGUAAAAGAUCAAAAUAUGAUAGAGGACAGUCUUUGUGAAAAAGUCCCAGUGUUGGUGACCCCAGAUGAUGUUUCAGCGUCAGUCUGUGAUGAGUCUGUAGAGCUAAAAAGAUUAUCUGGCUCAUUUGCAGCUCCAGAAAUUCAUAGAUUGGACACUCAGUCUUCUGUUGGCAAUGACAUGACUGAUAUUAAUGAAAACUUGUCUCUAUCUGAACUCUUAAAGGAUAGCGCGUUUGUCAGUGUUACUUGGGCACAUAGUGAAAUUGUUAGUGAAGAAACAGCAGAGGAAAACGAGGAACAUGCUGUUGCUGAGAGUGGUGAGCCUUCAGUGGUUUCAAAAUCAAUUAACGUCAAGCUCAAAGGAGAUGGGUGUACAGAUUAUCUUGCUGCACAAGGUCCACAACAUCAAGCAGAGGCUAAACCGGAAAGUGCUGAUCUAAGUACGGCUGUCAGUGAAGGUGCUUCAGGUGUGAUCUCACUUGAGGAGGAGGUAGUAACCUUCAGUACUGUUUAUGACUACUACCACCCACCAACUGAAUGGGGCAGACCCUUAUCACCAGAGUCAGAUAUGUCCAUUGAGUGUGGUAGCACAUUUAGUGAGGAAUUAACAGAAAUCGAGCAGUUCUAUACUCCAGAUUCUUCAAAUGAAAAUUUGCAGCUCCCUAAAACUCCAGAAUCUUUCCACACUCCUGAAACUGAAACCCCGGCAGGUUAUAUGACCCCUAAUGAGUAUGCCUUCUCUCCUCUUGAACGUAAAAGACCAUCCACUGACUCCAGUGAGAGGUUAUUUUCUCCUGCUAAGUUCUUGAGGUCACCCGAUGAUGAGGGCAUUGAGACAACACCCCCUGCAUUUAGAUUAGAUGAAGGACGUUUCCUCUCAGAGCGUGCCCUUGGCCUUGGAGGACUACAGGAAAAAGUCCAGGGAAUCCCUCCGGCUUUCCUCAAACCUCUCACCAAAAGGAGAGUUUUUGAACAUGAUUCGUUAUCGUUUUAUGCUGAGUUGUUUGGGUUGCCUUCACCUGAAGUGAAGUGGUUUAGAAACAAAACCCAAUUUGUUGCAGAUGAAAGGAUUACAAUGGACAGAGAUGGUGACAAUAUCUGGCUUGUUAUUCAGAACAUUACGAAAGCUGAUCAAGGUGAAUAUAUUUGCGAAGCUGUUAACUAUGUAGGAGAGGCAAAAAGCGUUGCACUAGUUGUAGUUAUAUCCAACGAGGCCAGAUARAUGCRCCCACCACCYMCAGUCACCCARCAGCAUGUGAUGGAGUUUGAUGUUGAGGAAGAUGAUGACUCAUCGAGGUCUUGCUCCCCUCAGGAGAUURUAUUYGAGGUGGAGRUGGAUGAAAAUGAGGUUAAAGAGUUUGAGAGACAGGUGAAGAUAAUUACCYUCCCAGAAUACACCGCUGACAAUAAAAGUAUGAUAAUAUCACUCGAUGUUCURCCGAGUAUGUWCGAGGAGAGUGGAGUUGACUUUGUAACGCAAGAAAGGGAUGAUUUGAAAAUAGCUUUUGAGGUUACAGAAAUGCCGCCUCGCUUCAUCAACCCAAUUUGUGAUAUGGAAACCCCUGAGAAUACAACUGUAAUGUUUGAGUGUUCUCUGAUGGGAAUUCCAUCACCCAUAGUAUCAUGGUUUAAAGGUAACAAAAAGAUCCCUCACGAUAACAAGAAAUACUUGUACUCAUCUGAUGGAGACAAUCAUUUUCUUAAGAUUAGGAACGUCAGCGCUCAUGAUAGUGGAAUAUACACCUGCAGGGCCAUCAAUGUGGUUGGGGAAACUCUUUGCCGGGCAUCUCUUCUUGUGUUGAAUCCUAAAAGCUUUAUAGGAAAAACAAGAGGGAGAGAAUUGACAGCUGUGUCUCUUGGUAGUGCUAAAGUUCAGCCUCAAAAGUUUGACUUGGUUGUUGGGACUGAAUUUGACGGUGAGCAGGCAUCAGAAAUAGAGCUGGAAUUUGAAUUUGAGCAGGAAGCUGAUGAAUCACAAAAGGCUGUUAGACUUGUAGCCAUGACGAACAAUGAGAUGAGCGAGCAGGGACAGAAAUAUGUCAGUAUCAACUUUGGCGUUUUCGCAGAGCCCGCCAAAGAUGAUAAAAUAGUUUUCAAAGGAAAGUCAUCAGAAUUGUGUAGUUUCCGGUUUCAAAUGACUGAAACUCCACCAAAAUGCAUUAUUCCUUUGACAAACAUCACUGCAGCAGUAGGAACUCCAGUGGUCCUCCAGUGUUUAGUGAAUGGUAAGCCUCAUCCCACCGCUGAAUGGUACAAAGAUGGCGAUCCAGUGAAAGACACUCGGUACAUGAUCCAAGAGAAAGCAUCUGGACAUUUUAAUUUGAUCAUCACAAAUGUCACCCAAAAGGAUGCCGGAGAGUACAAGUGUCUUAUCCAAAACAAAUCUGGAUAUACUGAAACAACUGGUUUGUUGAACGUGUUGAACAACCCAGAUGGCUCUGGCUUCAUCAGCAUGAAGGGCAUCCAACAGCAGGACAGUGGUCUCUACACAUGUUAUAAAGUAUCCAUGUCAGCUGAACAAGCUACAGAGUCCCACUUGUACGAGGUCAAACUUCCUGGAGAGGCCAGGGCCAGCAUUCAGGCAGGACAUCAGAUGGUGUACACCAUUGGCACAGAGGACAGCCACGUUGUAAAAACCCUUAGAGAGUUGGAUAACUCAGCGGCUACGUUCCAAAAAGAGAAGGUCACCCAUCAGGCUGCAGUUCUGCAGUCACAUGAGCUUGAGUCUACGAAACUAGUGGUGAAAGGAAGUGCUGUGAAGCUGGAGUGUAAAGCAACCGGCACCCCUGAGAUCAUUUUUAAGUGGUUUAAGAACGAGAUUGAGAUGAGACAAAAUGAGAAAUACAAAAUGGCUGUUACCAACUCAGUUGCCUCACUGGAGAUUGCCAACUGCUCUGUUGAUGAUAGUGGAGAUUAUAUUAAUUGCAAAAUAUCUGGAUCUCUUCCUAUCACUGUGGAAUGGCAGAAAGAUGGGAACAGAAUUGACGUUGGUGGAAAAUAUAAACUUGUUCGUCAAGACAUUUCUAUGUCUUUGGAAAUCAGACAGUUAGAGAGAGCUGAUGCCGGCACUUACUCUUGCAAACUGACAAAUAAAGCAGGAAGUGUUGAAUGCAGUGGGGCAGUGGUGAAAGCGCCACCAAGCUUUGUGCUGUUGCCUGAGUCUCAUACAGCCCUUCCUAACUCCAACAUGUGAUUUAAGAGCACGUUUAAAGGAACACCUCCUUUCACAGUGAAAUGGUUUAAGGAUGACACUGAAUUGAUCACUGGACCAUCAUGUUUUACCGGACUGGAAGGAUUAUCUUGCUUCUUAGAUCUUUACUCAGUUGGAGUUUUGCAAAGUGGAAUUUACUCUUGUCAAUUUAAAAAUUAUGCUGGCAUUGAAAGAUGUAGUGCCGCUUUAAUGGUGAAAGAACCUCCUGAAUUUGUGCUAAAAUUGCCAGUCACAAAGUUUGUGAAGAAGUGCGAGCCACUCCAUCUUGAAUGCAAAGUUAAGGGUGCGCCCUCUCUGCGAAUGCAGUGGUACAAAAAUGACACUAAGAUCACAGAUGGUGACAACUAUAGAAUAUCAUUUGUUGACUCAAUGGCAGUCCUUGAGCUGCGCACCACAAGAUUUGAUGACAAUGGAGUCUACACCUGUGAAGCAACCAAUGACGCUGGAAGUAUAAGCUGCAGCACAACUCUUAGAGUCAAAGACGCACCAUCUUUCCUCAAAGUACUUCGGCCAAUUGAAGGAAUGAAAGGAAAGGAUGCUAGCCUACACUGUGAGAUGUUUGGCACAGCACCCUUUGAGAUUACCUGGGCCAAAUACAAAACGCCACUAAAGGAAAGUAGGAAAUAUAAGAUUGUGAAUGAGGUUACCGCUGCCACUCUUCAUAUAAUUGGAUUGGAAGCUUCAUAUUUUGGAGAAUAUAAGUGCAAGGCACCAAACAGUAUAGGAUAUGAAACAUGCCGUACCACAGUUAAACUCAGAGAACCACCAACGUUUGUGGAGAAAUUGUUGAAUACGACAUGCACAUUGGGUGAAGAAGUCACCCUGACAGCCACUGUCAAAGGCUCUCAGCCAAUGACUGCAUCUUGGAUACAGGAUAAGGAUCACAUUCUCAGAGAUGGUGACAUCCAGAAAAUUACCUUUGAAAACAACCAGGUCCCUCUUAAAGUCUUUAAAGCAGACUCACUGGUAAUGGGCAAAUACACGUGCCAACUCCGAAACGAUGCCGGAGUUGUGGAAUGUUUUUCUAACAUAACUGUAUUAGAACCCGCUAAGGUUGUGGAGAGACCAGAGUCUUUCAGCGUGACUGCAGGUGAUAUUGCAGCUCUAGAAGUCAAAGUGUCGGGGACACCAGAGCUGAAACCAAAAUGGUUUAAGGAUGGAGUCGAGCUUUCCUCUGGCCAGAAGUACAACAUCUCCUUCUCAAAGAUGAUCUCCAGCUUGAAAGUGUUGUCUGCAGAGAGGAUUGAUAUGGGAGAAUAUACAUUUGAGGUCAAAAAUGAGGUUGGCAGUGAUCUCACCAAAUUAAACCUCACUGUCCUAGAUAAAACCAUACCUCCAACAUUCACACGGAAACUGAAGGAAUCUCAACCUAUUGUUGGAAAAGCUGGAGAAAUGGACUGCAAAGUCUCUGGUUCUGCACCUUUCACCAUUACCUGGUACCAUGAUGAAGAGGAGAUCAAAACUGGACCAAAUUAUGAGAUUGCAUUCAGUGACAACACCUGCACACUUAAAGUGCCCACUCUUAAGUGGUCUGACUCUGGAGUGUAUAAAUGCAAAGCCGUAAACAAGGCCGGAACCAAUGAGACCAGUGCCUCUUUCAUUGUGAAAGAACCUCCUUCUUUUGUGAUGCCACCUCAGCCAUUGGAAGCAAUGCCUGGCACAAAUGUAACUUUCUCAGCAAUUGUCAAAGGAAGUGCCCCACUGAAACUGAAAUGGUUCAGAGGCACAAAGGAAAUUGUGUCUGGAAAAGGCUGUGAAAUUGCUCUACGGGACAAUACAGCUACUCUGGAGCUAUCCAAAAUUGACAAAUUCCACGCUGGAGAGUAUACAUGCCAGAUUAUUAAUGAUGCUGGGAUGGAAAGUUUCCUAGUUAACCUGUCUGUGAAAGAACCUGCUAGCUUUGUUAAGAAGCUGAACGACCACUCUGUUGAAAAGGGAAAAUCAUUGAUACUUGAGUGCACAUACACUGGAACCCCAAAGAUAUUUGUCACCUGGUAUAAGGACGGCAAACAGCUAUAUGCCUCUUAUAAGCACCACGUCACUACCACAGAGACCUCCUGCAUCUUGGAGUGUUUAAACAGUGACGAUAAGGAAGCAAGUGGGGAAUACGCUUGUGAAGUUUCCAAUGAUGCUGGAAAGGAUACCUGCAAAGCACAAGUGUUCAUUUUAGAACCACCUCAUUUCAUUGAUCAUUUGGAGCCAAUGGAAGUUACUGCUGGUGAUGCAGUUUGUUUGAAAUGCCAUGUUGGAGGAACCCCUGAAAUUAAGGUGGCUUGGUUUAAGGCCGACGGAAAAGUGAGGUCCUCCCCUAAUUGCAAAAUAGAGUAUUCCAAAGGCAUUGCUUGCUUGAAAUUGAGCAAAGCAGCCGAGGCUGAUAUUGGUGAAUACACAUGCAAAGCUGAAAACAGAAUAGGAUCAGCCUCAUCCAGCUGUCGUCUCUCUGUCCAAGAGGCAAAAACGCCACCUACCUUCCCCAAGAAAAUAACCAGCAUUCAACAGACUGAAGGAAAGGAAGUUAAAUUUGAGUGCCGUGUGGCAGGCUCCUCGCCCAUUGAGGUCUCUUGGCUUAAAGACGGUGAAACUGUGAAAUCCAACGACUAUACCAUGAGUUAUGAUGAUAACACUGCUGUCCUACAAAUAUCCAGAGGUGAAAUGAGACACUCUGGGGAAUACACUUGUGUUGCUACCAACAGUGUUGGGACUGCAUCCUGCAGAGCCAAACUCACUCUUAAAGAGCCAAGAUAUCCCCCUGUCUUUGAUAAAAAGCUGUCACCCGUGGUGGACGUUUCAGUGGGUGAUAGUGUGGAAUUGGAAUGCCACAUGACUGGAUCUUUGCCAUUAAAAGUCACUUGGUCAAAAGAUCACAAAGAUAUUCGAUCAGGGGGAAAUUACAAGAUGUCCUGUGUGGAUAACACCCCACACCUCACUAUAUUGAAAGCAGAUACAUCAAAUUAUGGCUGCUACUUUUGCCAUGCCACUAAUGACAUUGGAAAGGACUCUUGUUCCACUGAAAUUACUGUCAAAGAGCGCAAAAUCCCACCUUCAUUCACCAAAAAGCCCACAGAGACCCUAGAGGAAACGGAGGGCAAGAUGGUGAAAAUUGAGGCACGUUUGUCUGGAUCUCAGCCCAUGACCAUUAAUUGGUAUAAAGAUGACAGUGAGAUUCACAGCUCUGAUCACUAUGACAUGUCUUUCAAGAGCAACGUGGCUGUGUUGUGUAUCAAGAGCUCCAAAGUCUCAGACUGUGGGAGGUAUACCGGCACAGCCACCAAUGAAGCAGGCACUGCCUCUUGCAAAUUGACAGUUACCAUAACUGAACACAAGAAGCCCCCUACAUUUGACCCCGCUCUCAAACCUGUCACGCUGACCGAGGGUGAGAACCUGCACCUUAGCUGCCAUGUCCAUGGAUCCCCUUCUAUGACGAUUCAGUGGAUGAAGGACAGGAAAGACUUGAAAAACAAGUCCAGCAGUAAAAUAAGUUUUGCCGAUGGUGUUGCCUCUUUGGAGGUCAUGCGUGUAUCAAAGAAUGAUGCAGGGGACUAUCUCUGCAAGGCAACCAAUGAGGCUGGUAGUGAAUUCUGCAAGGCCAAAGUAACUAUCAAAGGUACACCAGAGAAAUCCAAAGCAGCACCUGAACCCGCUGAAGAGGAACCAACAGCAGCACCAGUAAAGAAACUGGACAACUUGUUCUUCAUCGAGGAGCCCAAGCCUUGCCAUGUAGCCGAGAAGGGCACUGCAACUUUCAUUGCCAAAGUUGGAGGUGAUCCUAUUCCUAAUGUGAAAUGGAUGAAGGGCAAGUGGAGGCAGAUCACUCAUGGUGGACGCAUCACUAUUGAGCAGAAGGGACAGGAGGCCAAGUUGGAGAUCACAGAAGUAACAAAGUCUGACUCCGGACAGUACAGAUGUGUCGCAACUAACAAAGCUGGAGAAAUAGAAUGCAGCACCGACUUGAAUGUUGACGAAAGGAAAGAGGAUGCUGGAGUUGAGGGAGACUUCAGAGCAAAACUGAAGAAGACUCCAUCUAAACAGAAGAGUCCUCGGGAAGAGAAAGACAUUGACAUUGUAGAGUUGCUCAGAAAUGUGGACCCUAAGGAGUAUGAGAAAUACGCCCGUAUGUAUGGAAUCACUGACUACCGUGGACUUCUUCAGGCCAUUGAGCAGCUGAAGAGGGAGAAAGCAGAAGGAAGUGGAAGACCGGAACCGGAGAGAGAGAGAGAGUUGGAUGAGGAUUUGGUCGCUCUUGUGGCUGAUUUGCAAAAGAGAAUGGAAUGUACUGAGCCGGUCACCGUGAAUAAGGACAUAACAGAUCAGUCUACAGUCACCAACAAGGUUGCUACUUUUGAGUGUGACAUCAAGAUCAACUACCCUGAGAUCACCCUGUCCUGGUACAAGGGAACUCAGAAGCUUGACAACAAUGACAAAUAUGAAAUCAACAUUGUUGGUGACCGUCACAUCUUGAAGAUCAAGCAGUGUCAAACCAAAGACCAGGGAAACUACCGUGUUGUAUGUGGCCCACAUAUCUCCAGUGCCAAACUGACUGUUAUCAAUCCUGAGGUUGAGAAACAUCUGGAGGAAGUUGCGGGACAGGAGGGCCAAACAUGUACUCUGUCUUGUCAGUUUUCUAUCCCUAAUGUCAAAACCCAAUGGUUUAAGAAUGGAAAGCUCUUAGAAAUGAAACGCAGAUACUCGUAUGAGGUGGUCAACAACAUUCAGAGGCUCUCGAUUAAAGACCUCAGACCAGAAGACCAAGGACGUUAUACCUGCAAAUAUGAAAACCUCGAAUCAACUGCAGAUCUCUUGGUUGAAGCCCAGAGAGUACCUGUUGAGGAGGAGUCUGUCCAGAGUAAGAAGGUUGGAAUGAGGGAGGAAAUGCCACAAAAAGUGUCUGAAGCUCACAAGAAACCAGAGGAGAAGCCUAAACCAGCUGAGGCAGCAGAACCACAUAAAGAACCAGCAAUGAAGAAGGAAUCACCUCCACAGCCUGUUGAACCACUUACAAAGAAAGUGUCUCAGCUAGAGAAGACUGUUGUUGCUGAAGGGGUGAAAGAAUCUGAGCCAUUUGCAAAGAAAGUGGCUAAACCAGAGUCUAAACCUGAAAUCAAGCUAGAGUCCAAGCCAGAGAAGAGGGUUAUUGCUGAAAAGCCUGCUGAGACACUUGUAAAGAAAGUGUUUACGCCAGAGUCUAAGCCAGAGCCUAAACCAGAGGCUAAAACAGAGCCUAAACCUAAACCAGAGGUUAAACCAGAUCCUAUGCCAGAGCCUGCUGAGACUUGUAAAGAAAGUGACUACGCCGAGAAGACAGUUAUUGCUGAUGUGGUGAAAGAAUCACCUCCAAAGCCUGCUGAGACACUUGUAAAGAAAGUGACUACGCCAGAGAAGACAGUUAUUGCUGAUGUGGUGGAAGAAUCACCUCCAAAGCCUGCUGAGACACUUGCAAAGAAAGUAGCCAAACCAGAGUCUAAGCCAGAGACCAAUACAAAGAAGAUGGCUAUAGUACCAGUAAAGAAGAAGGAAACACUCCCACAGCCCACUGAGCCGCUUGUGAAGAAAGUGCCUAAGCUAGAGAAAACAGCUGUUUCUGAGGAGGUGAAAGUAACACUUCCAAAGCCGGCAGAGCCACUUGUAAAGAGAGUGUCUUCGCCAGAGUCUAAACCAGAAAAAAUGAAUGCUGAGGAGGUGAAAGAAUCACCUCUUAAGCCGGCUGAGCCAAUUCCUAAAAAAGUGCCUAAGCCAGAGACAAUGGUUAUUGCUGAGCUGGAAUCACCACCUAAGCCUACUAAGCCACUUGUAAAGAAAGUGGCUGAGCCAGAGACUAAGCCAGAGAAGAUAGCUAUUCUUGAAGAAGAUGUUCCCAAAAAAGUUCCAGCAAAGGAGAAGGAAUCAGCUCCAAAGCCUGCUGAGCCUCUUGCAAAGAAAGUGCCCAAGCCAGAGAAAACAGCUAUUGCUGAAGAGGUGAAGGAGUCACCUUCAAAGCCUGCUGAGACACUUCUUAAGAAAUUGUCUUCGCCAGAGUCUAAACCUGAACCUAAGUCUGAGCCUAAGCCAGAGAAGAAGGCUGUUGCUGAGCCUCCAAAGCCAGCAGAGCCACUUCUAAAGAAAGUGUCUAAGCCUGAGUCUAAACCAGAGAAGAAUGCUGUUGCUGAGCCUCCAAAGCCAGCAGAGCCACUUCUAAAGAAAUUGUCUAAGCCAGAGUCUAAACCUGAGCCUAAGUCUGAGUCUAAACCAGAAAAGAAGGCUCUUGCUGAAGUGGUGUCUCUUUCAAGUGAAGAUUAUGUUGCUCCCCCAAAAGCUGUGACCGUUGAGCCAGAGAAGGACAAAGACAAAGAAUCUGUGGUUUUCAAGAGAGUUCAAAAGAAAUCACCACAAGAGAAAAGUGAUGGAGCACCACCAAAGAAGGUGCCAGGAAUGAAAGAGCUUUCUCCCAAAGCGGUACAGUUACGAAAGAUCUCCACUCAGCUGGAGGAGGAAGUCUUUGAGGAGGAGCCAGAGGUUGAGGAGGAAUCUGACAAUGAAGGUUGGGGAUGGAAACUUGUCCCUCGUGAUAGUUCUGGGUCCACAGAAGACUGGGGAGAGGAAGGUGAUGCACUUGAGACCCCUGGAAUGCCAAGACGAGAUGGAAAGCCAGCAGAAGAAGCAGGUGCAGGUAGAGGUGCAGGCAGAGGCAGAGGCCUCAAAGCAGGCAAAACUCCAUCCCCUGGUGAAGGCAGGGGUAGAGGACUGAAACCCGGUGGUGGUGGAGGAGACAAACCCCCAGAUGCUAAUCCUUUUGGAUUCCAGCUCAAAGCAGUUCCACUGAAGUUUACGAAACCACUCAAAGACAUAGUGUUACAAGAAGGUGAUGCUGUUGGUGCAUCUGCUACGUUUGAGUGUGAAGUUUCACCUUCUACUGCUGUAACUACAUGGAUGAAAGAUGGCAGCAACCUAAGAGAGAGUCCAAAACACAAAUUCACCUCUGAUGGCAAAGAUCGCAGACUGGCCAUUAUUGACGUCCAACUGGUGGACACUGGAGAGUACACUUGUGUUGCCAAGCUGGGCAACAAGGAAAAGACAACAACCGCCAAACUCAUUGUUGAAGAACUGCCCGUGAAGUGGGUGAAAGAGCUGGGUGAGGAGACGUCGGUCCUGAAGGGGCAGCCUAUGUACCUGACCUGUGAGUUGAACAAGGAGAGAGAAGUGACCUGGAUGAAGAGUGGUAAAGUCCUCAAAGUAAUCGCUGGAAAGGUGGCCAUCAACGUUAUUGGAAUGCAACAAGCCGUUACAAUCCAGAACAUGGGAGAUGACGACGCUGGAAUCUACGCAUGCGAGUGUGAACUCAUCAGGACUAAAACAACUGUCAAAAUCAUUGAAAUUGUCAGAGACUGGUUGGUGAAACCAUUGAAAGAUCAGCAUGUGAAACCCAAGGCCACUGCCACUUUCAAAUGUGAGCUCUUCAAAGAAACCCCCAACUGGAAGUUUUUCAAAGGCAACGAUGAGAUUCCUAAUGAUCCUACUGACAAGACUGAGGUCAAGAAAGAAGGCAAAGUCCUGACUCUCACAAUAAAGAAUGCACAGCCCGAAGAUAUUGCAGAAUAUACCAUGGAGGUUGAAGGCCACAGAUACACAGCUAACCUGACUCUUGGAGAACGUGAAGCUGAGAUCUUGAAACCUCUCUCAAGUUGCGAGGUGGUCGAGAAAGAGGAUGUUACAUUUGAAACUGAGAUAUCUGAAGAGGAUGUGCCUGGAGAAUGGAAACAUAAAGGGCAGGUCUUAACAAGAUCACCGACAUGUGAGAUCAAAAUGGAGGGCAAUAAACGUUUCCUCACUCUGAAAAGUGUUCCACUGGACGCGUCUGGUGAAGUGUCUUAUACAGCUCUGAAUGCUGUCACUAGUGCUGUGCUCACAGUCAAGGAGAUGGAAAUGGACUUCACAGUCCCCUUAAACGGCAUGUCUGUACCUGAAAAGAAACAGGCUAUGUUUGAAUGUACUAUCACAAGGGAUGUGCCUGAAGUCAUGUGGUUAAAGGGGUCAGACACUAUUGGUACAUCAGACAAAAAAUAUGAAAUAAUCAAUGAUGGAAUAAUACAUAUGUUGGUCAUAACUCACAAUGGUGAGUUUGAUGAUGAGGGAAAUUACAGUAUAGAAGCCUUGGGCAAAAAUUCAACCUCUACACUCACUGUGGAGGGUAUGAGGCUCAAAUUUGAAUUGCGACUUCAGGACCAAACUGAGAAGGAAGGUAACACUGCUCGGUUUGAGCUUGAGCUCUCUCAUGAGAAUGUACCUGUGACAUGGUACAAAAAUGAAGUAGAACUCCAUGUGAGCAGAACCGUGCUCAUCCAUAGUCGUGGAAAGAAACACGCGUUAGAAAUCAAGGAGUUGACUCUUGAUGAUAUCUGCCAGGUUAAGGCAGAGGCUAAAGGAAUUCUCUCAAUGGCAAAACUGACAGUGAUAGAGGGGGAUGCAUACUUCGUAGUGAGGUUGCAGGAUUAUACUGCAGUCGAGAGUGAACUCAGCAAAGAUGUCCCAGUCAUGUGGUACCAUAAUGAGACUGAAAUGAAGGCCUCUAAGAUGGUAACCAUAAGGGCUGAAGCGAAUUGAAGAAUGUUGUCCAUCAAGAAAGUGGAGGACUGAGAUAAGGGACAAUACGUAUGUGAUUGUGGAACGGACAAAACCAUGGCAAAUAUUAACAUUGAAGCUCGAGAUAUAGACAUAACUCGCCCAAUGUAUGACGUUGAGCUCUUUGAAGGCAAGACUGCUCAUUUUGAGGUAGAAAUCUCUGAAGAUGAUGUCCAUGGCCAGUGGAAACUGAACUGAGAAGUCCUUACUCAAUCCCCUGACAUUGAAACGAUAGAGGACGGUGCAAAGCACACAUUAAUAUUAUACAACCUCAAGGCCCCCUUGUCAGGGGAGAUUCUAUUUACAGCUGCUAAUGCUAAAUGUGUUGCUAAUCUGAAAGUGAAAGAGAGUCCAAUUACAUUUGUCACACCUUUGAGUGAUGUACAAGUGUAUGAAAAAUAUGAGGUCAGAUUUGAGUGUGAGGUGUCCAGAGUGCCUAAGGGCUUCCGUUGGCUCAGGAGAUCUCAUGAGUUGACAGCUGAUGAUAAGUUUGAUAUUACCCAUGAGGGAAAGAGACACACUCUGGUGGUCAAAUCUGCCGCAUAUGAGGAUGAAGCUGAGUACAUAUUUGAGGCAGAGGGCAAGAGAACCACUGGCGAACUAGUUAUCCAAUGAAUUCGCCUUGAGUUUGUGAAGCCCAUUAAAGAUGUCAUGGUCAAAGAGCGCUAGACAGCAGAGUUCAGUAUUGAGGCUAGACAGCAGAGUUCAGUAUCACAUGACAACAUCCAGGUCACCUGGUACAAGAACAAUGUGCGUUUGCAUCCCAGCCAAGUUGUGCACAUGUCAGACGAUGGCAAGAUGCACAAAUUGACCUUCAAGGGGGUGUCCAUUGAUGACACAUCCAUGAUCAAAGUAGAGGCCAUGGACAAAAUCUCAGAGGCCAUGCACACAGUUCUCGAGGGAAAGCCUUACUUCACGACAAAACUGCACGACUACUCAGUCACUGAGAAAGAUGAACUGACGAUGAUUUGUGAACUGAGCAAGCCCAAUGCAGAGGUGAAAUGGUUCAAAGGUGACCAGCAAAUCACUUCCUCCAAGAACGUGGUCAUCAAAGCUGAUGGAAAGAGGCGUAUGCUGAUCAUUAAGAAGACAGAGAAAGCCGACAUUGGAGAAUACAGCUGUGAUUGUGAUACGGACAGAACCACGGCCAAGCUCAACAUUGAAGAUCGUGACAUUACGUUUGUCAGGCCCCUGUACAGCGUGGAAGUGACAGAAACUGAAAUCGCCAAGUUUGAGACUGAGAUCUCUGACGAGGAUGUCCAUGGUCACUGGAAGCUCAAUGGAGAGGCCCUUCAUCAGUCUCCUGACUGUGAGAUUAAGGAGGAGGGUACAAGGCAUGUCCUUAUCCUGUACAACGUUCGCAAGGAUCAGGCCGGAGAAGUUGACUUCCAAGCUGCCAAUGCUAAAUCCAAUGCUCAGCUUAGAGUUAAAGCGCGGGUAAUCGGCCUGCUGCAGCCUCUCAAGGAUGUUACUGUUACUGCUGGGGAGACCGCCACUUUCGACUGUGAACUGUCAUAUGAAGGAAUUGCUGUGGAAUGGUUCUUAGGGGGUACAAAGUUGGAGCCAAGUGACAGAGUGGUCACCCGAGCAGAAGACAAAACUCACACGCUGACUCUCAGAGAUGUCAAGAUUUCAGAAGAUGGAGAAAUUAAACUCACUGCAAAGGAUUUCCAGAUUGAGGCCAGACUACAUGUGAAUGAACCACCAGUUGAGUUCACCAAACCUCUGGAGGACCAGACAGUUGAGGAAGAGGCCACUGCUAUAUUGGAGUGUGAAGUCUCCAGGGAUAACGCUGAGGUCAGUUGGUUCCAAGAUGGACAGGAGAUCCGCAAAACGAAGAAAUAUGACAUUGUUGCCGAUGGCCGCAUUAGAAAACUCAUCAUUCAUGGCUGCACUCUUGAUGAUUCAAAAACAUUUACCUGCGACGCCUCAGAAUUCAAAACCUCUUGCUUCCUUAACGUUGAACCUCCACAUGUUGAGUUCUCUAAGCCACUCCAUGAUGUUGAGGUCAAAGAAAAGGAAUCUGCCAGAUUUGAAUGCGAAGUAUCGCGCGAAAAUGCCAAGGUCCGUUGGUUGAAGGACAGCAGUGAAAUCAGAAAGGGAAAGAAAUAUGAAAUAAUCGCCAAAGGUCGCCAACACAUCCUCAUCAUCCACAAAUCAGUGUUCGAUGAUGAAGCAGAAUAUGAAUGUGAUGCGAAGGUCUCCAAAUCCUCCGGCCUGCUUACAGUCGUCGAGGAAGAAGCUACGUUCACCAGGAACCUGUCUAACGUGGAGGGAACAGAAGCAGACAGUGUGAAGAUGAUUUGUGAAGUGUCGAAGGCAGACGCUGAUGUCAUGUGGUAUAAGGAAGACCAGGAACUUCCCGAGGGAGGAAGAUACGAUCAGAUCGUAGACGGCAGGAAGAGGAUACUUAUCAUCCAGGAUCUCAAAACAGAUGAUGCUGGAGAGUACUAUUGCAAAUUGUCCAGCUCACAGACAACUGGAAACCUGAAAAUAAAUGAAUUGGCUGCUGAGUUUAUCGCCAUGCCUCAGAGUCAGGAGGUGGUUGAGGGAGAAAAGGCUGAGUUUGUAUGCUCAGUCUCUAAAGACACAUUCAUUGUCAAAUGGAUGAAGGAUGAUAAGGAGCUAGAAAAAGGGGACAAGUAUGACAUUGUCUGUGAUGGCAAGAGAAGAAUACUUGUUAUCAAGAACUCUGAACCCAAGGAUGAGGGCGCCUAUGUUGCCCUCAUUGGCACCACCAGAGCUACAGCUGAUCUGUUUGUUCUUGAAAAACUCAGGAUCAACACACCAAUCAAAGACACAGAAGCCAAAGAGGGACAGGAGAUCAUCUUCAACUGUGAGGUGAACACUGAGGGAGCUAAAGCUAAGUGGCUGAAGAAUGAGGAGACCAUGUUUGAGAGCAGCAAGUUUGUCAUGAUCCAGAAAGACAACGUGUUCUCUCUGAGGAUCAAGGAUGCUGAGAAGUCAGAUGAAGGAAACUAUACUGUUACAUUGACAAACCAACGUGGUGAACAUGCCAAGAGCUCUGGCAAACUUACAGUAAAAGAGGAGAGUCUGAAGAUCAUUGUACCUCUUGAGGACUGCGACACACAGGAGAAGAAGACUGUUAGCUUUUCUUGCAAGGUCAACAGGCAGAAGGUUACUCUGAAAUGGACAAAGGCUGGUCAGGAGAUCACCUUCAGCAAACGCAUAAUCUACAGGUUGGACCAAUAUAAGCACACACUGACCAUCAAGGACUGUACUCUUGCUGAUGAAGGUGAAUACACCGCCAUCGCUGGUGAUGACAAGUCUACAGCUGAGCUGAUCAUUAGUGAAGCCCCCACUGACUUCUCCGCACAACUCAAAGACCAGACCAUCCCCGAGUUUGAGAAUGCUGAGUUCACCUGCAAACUCACCAAGGAGAAGGCUGAGGUGAAAUGGUACAGGAAUGGACGUGAAAUAAGAGAGGGACCCAGGUACGUCUUUGAAAAAGAGGGCAAGACCUGCAGGCUGCGUAUCAACGAGUGCAGACCAGAUGAUGAGUGUGAAUAUUCCUGUGGCGUAGAUGAAAAGAGAUCACACGCCCAUCUCUUCGUUGAAGAGAGUGCAGUUGAGAUCGUCAGACCACCAAAGGAUGUGUUUGAGCCUCCAGGCUCAGAUGUUGUAUAUGAAGUUGAACUGAACAAAGACAGAGUUGAGGUAAAAUGGUUGAGGAACAACAUGACCAUCGUCCAGGGUGACAAGUACCAGAUGAUGAGCGAGGGCAAGGUCCACAGACUCCAGGUAUGUGAGAUCAGGCCUCGGGACCAAGGAGAGUACAGAAUCAUCGCCAAAGACAAGGAUGCCAGAGCCAAAUUGGAACUGGCUGCUAAGCCAAAUAUCAAGACUAUGGAUCAGAGCUUAGUAACAGAUGCUGGAAAGCCCAUCGUCAUGUUCGUGCCCUACAGCGCGUAUCCUAAAGCUGAAGCUGAGUGGUUCUAUGAUAAUGUCAGCCUACCCAAGGACAACAUCCACACUGUUGGAGACAGGACAGAGUACAGGCUGAAGGACCCUAAGAAGUCCGACCAAGGACGUUACAAGGUUGUCAUCAAGAACAAACAUGGACAGGGAGAGGCAUUCAUUAAUCUGGAUGUCAUUGAUGUCCCUGGACCUGUGAAGAGUCUUCAAGUGCUUGACACCGCCGAUGGUGAGGUCAGUCUGGCCUGGGAAGAGCCAGAGAGCGACGGUGGCAGCAAGAUCAUUACAUACGUGGUGGAGAGGCGUGACGUCAAGCGCAAGACAUGGACUCUUGCUACUGACCGCUCUGACGCUCCAGAAUACACUGUGACCGGACUCCAGAGGGAAUCCAUGUACCUAUUUCGUGUUUCUGCUCGCAACAGAGUGGGCAGUGGACCAAAUAUUGAGACAGAGAAACCUGGUGUUUAUGCCAAGAACAAGUUUGAUGUUCCUGAUGCUCCUCAGGAUGUGAGUGUUGGAAACGUGAGUAAGUUUGGAGCCACAGUCUCCUGGGAAAAACCAGUGUCUGAUGGAGGGGCUGAGAUCACCUCCUACAUAAUUGAGUCCCGUGACAGGACCUCUGUGAAGUGGGCCGUGGCUAUGAUCAGUAAAGCAACAGACCGCAGUGCAAUCAUCAACGACGUCAUUGAGAACAAGGAAUACAUCUUCCGUGUCAAGGCUGAAAACAAGGCUGGCAUUGGAAAGCCAAGCGCUGCUACCAAUCCAGUUAAGAUCAUGGACCCCAUUGAGAGGCCAAGCCCACCACAGAACCUGGUGCCCUCAGAACAGAAUAAGAACUCAGUCCAGCUGACAUGGGAGACCCCAUUGAAGAAUGGAGGCAGCAUGAUCACUGGCUACAUCAUUGAGAGAUGUGAGGACGAAACAAACCAUUGGCUCAGAUGCAACGCCAGGCUCUGCCAGGAUCUCACCUACAAGAUAUCUGGCCUGAAAUAUGGCAAGAAAUACAACUACAGAGUGAUGUCUGAGAAUGCAGCUGGAGUGUCUGACCCAUCCAACACACUGGGACCCAUGCUGGCUGAUGAUACACAUGUUGGCCCCACAAUGGACCUGAGUGGAUUGAAGGAUGGCCUUGAGGUCAUUGUUCCCCAUCCCCUUACUAUCCGUGUCCCUAUCUCUGGAUAUCCCACACCACAUGCAAAGUGGAGCUUUGCUGAUAAGGAGCUCACUGCUGGUGAACGUGUUUACAUAAUUACAAAGAGUACCUAUGUAGAACUGACCGUCACUCCAAGUGUGCGUCCAGACAGAGGUGUAUACGCUCUGACCCUGGAGAAUGAUAUUACCAGUUGCUCAGGAGAGAUUGAAGUCAAUGUUAUCGCGUCCCCAAGUGCACCCAAAGACUUUAAGGUUGCCGAGGUGACCAGACAGCAUGUGCACCUGAUGUGGGAGGCACCAGAGCAUGAUGGAGGAAGCCCUCUGACUGGGUACCUGAUUGAGAAACGUGACGUAUCCCGCAAGACCUGGGUCAAGGUGAUCACUGGUGUUCAAGACCAGGAGUUCACUGUCACUGAUGUUGUUGAGGGCAAAGAAUAUCUGUUCAGGGUUACUGCCUGCAACAAGUGUGGCCCAGGAGAGCCUGCCUACAUUGACGAGCCAGUUAAUGUGUCCUCCCCUGCCACUGUGCCAGACUCACCUGAGAACCUGAAAUGGAGGGACAAGUCAGCAUCUGGCAUCUUUCUGACCUGGGAACCACCCAAGUGGGACGGCGGCACCGGAAUCAAGGGCUACAACAUAGAAAGAUGCCAGCGUGGCACAGACAACUGGGAAUCCUGCGGAGAUCAGGUCCCUGAGUUUAAAUUGCAAGUGACUGGUCUGAUUGAGGGACAGUGGUAUGCCUACCGCGUGAAGGCCUUGAACAGACUGGGUGCCAGCAAACCCUGCAAGGCUACAGAUGAGAUAUUGGCUGUUGAUCCUAAAGACCCCCCAGAGAUUCUUCUGGAUGUCAAGUGUCUUGCUGGACUGACCGUCAAAGCUGGAUCUAAGAUUGAGCUUCCAGCUGAUGUUCUUGGAAAACCCUUACCUAAAGUGAAAUGGACCAUGGGUGAUGUGGUCCUGAAGGGAGAUGAUAGAGUCUCUAUUGAUGACAAGCCUGGUCACUCCGUCGUUACGAUCAGCAAGACAACGAGAGAGGAUACAGCUACCUACAUCAUUGAAGCCCACAACAGCUGUGGUCGUGCUACUGCAACCAUUGAUGUCAACAUUCUAGAUAAGCCUGGUCCUCCAGCUGCGUUUGAUAUCUCUGAGAUCACCAACAAGUCCUGUUUCCUGGCCUGGAACCCUCCCAGAGAUGAUGGAGGUGCAAAGGUCACCAACUACAUUGUGGAGAGGAGAGCCGCAGACAGCGAAAUCUGGCACAAGCUCUCCUCCACUGUCAAAGAGACUAACUACAAGGCCCUCAACCUUACGGCCUUCAAGGAGUACAUCUUCAGAGUGUUCGCUGAGAACCAGUUUGGUAUUGGUGUGCCAGCGGAACAUAUGCCAAUCAUUGCCAGAUACGCCUUCGAUUCUCCCGGUGCACCAACCAAGCUGGAGCCUUCUGAUAUUGUUAAAGAUGGCCUGACUCUGAAUUGGUAUGAGCCCGAAGAGGAUGGUGGUAGUCCUAUCACUGGAUACUGGGUUGAGAGGUUCGAACCAGAUCAGAACAGAUGGAUCAGAUGCAACAAGAUCCCAAUCACAGACACAACAUACAGAGUCAAAGGACUACCCACAAGGAAGAAGUAUAAGUUCAGAGUCAUGGCUGAGAAUCUCGCCGGACCUGGAAAAUCAAGCAAGGAAACUGACCAGAUAUUGGUCAAGGAUCCUAUUGAUCCUCCAUGGGCUCCUGGUAAGCCAAGCGUAAAAGACGUGGCAAAGACCUCUGCCUUCCUGCAGUGGACCAAGCCUGAGCACGAUGGUGGCGCCAAGAUCGAGGGCUACAUCAUUGAACUCCUGAAGAGUGGAACUGAGCAAUGGGUCCGUGUUUCAGAGGGAAUCAAUAUCCUGGAGCACUUUCUGAGAGGCCUGAUGGACAGACAGGAGUACUCCUUCAGGGUCAUUGCUGUCAACAUCGCUGGGGAGAGUGAACCCAGCGAUCCUAGUGAUCCAGUUCUGUGCAAGGAGAGACUCAAUCCUCCUACACCCCCACGCUGGAUGAAUGUCAUCACCAUCACCAGGAACAGUGCUGAGCUGAAGUGGACAGUACCAGAGAAGGAUGGUGGUUCACCCAUCACCAACUACAUUGUUGAGAAGAGGGAUGUCAGGCGUAAGGGCUGGCAGACAGUGGACACCACUGUGAAGGAGCUGAAGUACACUGUCACUCCACUGAAUGAGGGCUCCCUCUAUGUGUUCCGUGUGGCUGCUGAGAACGCUGUUGGACCCAGUGAAUUCUGUGAACUGGAAGACUCCAUUAUGGCUAAAGAUACUUAUACUACCCCUGGACCACCAUAUAAUCUCUCUGUCAAUGGCGUGUCAAAGAGACAUGUUGACCUGGAAUGGGACGCCCCCAAGAAUGAUGGUGGCAGACCAGUUCUGAGAUACUCCAUUGAGAAGAAGGAGAAACUUGGCACCCGCUGGGUAAAGUGUGGUAAGACCUCAGGGGAUGACUGCAAGUACAGAGUGACAGACGUCAUUGAAGGAACCGAGGUUCAGUUCCAGAUCCGCGCUGAGAAUGAGGCCGGUGCUGGACAUCCUAGUGAACCAACAGAAAUCAUUGCUAUUGAAGAUCCAACAGGUGCAUCCUCUCCUCCAAUUGAGCUUCAUCUCACUGAAGCCAGCAGAGACCAUUUGUGUAUUGCUUGGAGACCACCAGAGAGAACUGGUGGCAGUGCUGUAACUGGCUACCAUAUCGAGCUGUGUGAGGCUGGUACUGAGAAGUGGAUGAGAAUCAACUCUCGCCCAAUCAAGGAGCUCAAAUACAAAACAGAGGAGGGCAUCACCCCAGAGAAACAAUAUGUCCUGAGAGUCCGUGCCAUCAACUCUGUUGGAGUUAGUGAGCCAUCUGAUAUCUCUGAGAAGGUCUAUGCCAAGGACCCUGACUGCAUCCCAACCCUUGAGUUUCAAACAAAGGACAUUGUGAUUGUUGAGGGAGAGAAGUGGCAUCUCCCCAUCCCAUUCAGAGCAGUACCCAAGCCCAAGAUCACCUGGCACAAAGACGGAAAGGAGCUGAAGGACGAUGAGAGAAGGAGCUUCAGACAGGAGUACCUCUCCUGUCACCUGGAGAUCGAGAGCUGUCUGCAUGCAGACUCUGGCCAGUACAAGGUCACCCUGGAAAACUCCCUCGGAGCUAGCAGCGGAACAAUUAAUGUUAAAGUUGUUGGCCUGCCCGGUCCCUGCAAAGACAUUGUUGCCAGUGAAAUCACCAAGAGUUCUUGCAAGGUUUCCUGGGAUCCUCCCAACUAUGAUGGUGGCAGCCCUGUUCUCCACUAUGUGCUACAGCGCAGAGAGGCAGGCCGGAGGACCUUCGUCAACAUGAUGUCUGGAGAGAACAAGGUCAGCUGGCCUGUCAAGGAUCUGAUCCCCAAUGGAGAGUACUACUUCCAGGUCAAAGCUGUCAACAAGAUUGGUGGUGGGGAGUAUCUUGAGCUCCGCAACCCUGUGAUUGCAGAGGAUCAGAAGCAGAGCCCUGACCCUCCAUUGGAUGUUGAGACCCACAACCCUACUUCCAAGACUAUCACCCUCACAUGGAAGCCUCCUAUGUAUGACGGGGGUUGCAAGAUUAUGGGCUACGUUCUGGAGAAGAUGAUGAAGGGUGAUGAGAACUUCACAAGAUGCAACGACUUCCUUGUGCCUGUGCUGUCCUACACAGUGAGGAAUCUCAGGGAGGGAAAACAAUACCAGUUCCGUGUACGAGCUGAGAACGCUGCCGGAGUCAGCGACCCAUCACACAGCACACCAAUGGUGAAGGCUUCUGAUGCUGUCGAAACACCCAAGGUGUUCCUCAGUGGAAGCCUGCAGUCCGGUAUGAGCAUCAAGAGAGGUGCUCAGAUCAGACUGGACGCUAACAUCUCUGGAUCCCCAUACCCUCAAAUCACAUGGUACAGGAACGACGUCGUCAUUAGACCAGAAGCCAUGAAGAAGAGACCAGAAAAACCCAUUGUUAAGAAGAAGAAGGAGGGAAAGAAGGAAGUGAAGGAAGGAGAAAAGAAGGAAGGAGAAGUAAAGGAGAGUGAAAAGAAGGAGGUGAAAGAUGAAGAAAAGAAGGAAGUCAAGGAGGGAGAGGUUGAGGUCCCAGCUACUGAGGCCCCAGCUGCAGAGCCUGCCCAUGAGGAGCCUGAGGAGGAAGAACUCCCUGACUACCCAACCCUCCAGGAACGUCUCACCAUCCAUGACAAGAAGAGGGGAGAAUCCUCUUGCAUUGUCAGGGACACCAUCAGGGGUGACCACGGAGUGUACACUAUCAAGGUUGAGAACGACCAUGGUAUUGCCUCUGCAACUUGUGAAGUCAAUGUGCUAGAUGCACCUGGACCUGCAAUCAACUUCCGGUUUGAGGAGAUCAGGAAGACCUCUGUCAUCUGCAAGUGGGAUCCUCCCAUGGAUGAUGGUGGCAGUGAGAUCCUGAACUACACCUUGGAAAAAAAGGACAACUCCAAGGUGGAGAUCGGAUGGAUCACCGUAACCUCAACGCUCAGGGGAUGUAGAUACCCCGUGACCAAACUGAUAGAGAAGAAGGAGUACAUCUUCCGGGUCACUGCUGAGAACAAGUUUGGUCCUGGACCACCAUGUAUUUCUAAGCCACUUAUUGCCAAGAAUCCAUUCGACCCACCAGAGGCUCCUGAGAAGCCUGAGAUUGAUGGCAUCACAGCCAACUCCAUGCUGGUUAGCUGGGAGGAGCCAAAUGACAUGGGCAGCCCCAUUCUGGGUUACUGGGUGGAGCGGCGUGAGAUCAACAGCACCCACUGGACCAGAGUCAACCGGGUUAUUUUGGAGGAUACGGAACUUAACGUGGAAGGCCUACUGGAAGGUCUGACAUACAUCUUCAGGGUGGCUGCUGAGAACCAAGCUGGGCCUGGGAAGUUCAGCAUCCCGUCUGAUCCUAUGACAUGCCAGGAUCCAAUCUUGCCACCUGGGCCACCGUUCCCAAGAAUCAUUGAUACCACUGAGUCUUCCAUCGACGUGGAAUGGGAUCCUCCUGCCUCCAACGGAGGUGGAGACAUCCUGGGAUACCAUGUUGACAAAACCGUAGCAGGCACCAAAGACUGGUCCCGCUCCACAGAGAGACCCUGGAAGACCCGGGUCUUCACUGUGUAUGGAGUCAGAGAGGGAGCCAAGUACCUGGUCCGUGUGAUCGCAGUCAAUGGAGCCGGUGAAGGAACUCCUGGCUUGACCGAAUCAGUCUUAGUCAGAGAUCCUAAAGAGGCUCCAGUGGUGGAGCUGGAUCUCACUGUGAGGAACGGCGUAAUGAUCAGAGCUGGGGAGCCACUGAUUCUGCCUGCCCUGGUCACUGGUAGACCUCCUCCAGACAUCAAAUGGACCAAAGAUGACGGUCCACCGGACAAAGACCACGUCGAGAUAGAAAAUGUUGGAAAGGAAAGCAUUCUCAGUAUCAAGGCUGCCACAAGAAAGGAUCCUGGCAAAUACCAGAUCAGUGCCAGGAACAGCAGUGGAAUCAAGUCUACAUGGACAAGGGUUGAAGUCAUGGAUGUUCCCGGGCCUGUGCUGGACCUGAAGCCUGUGGUGGUAACCAGGAAGCUGAUGAUUCUGAACUGGUCCGAUCCUGAUGACGAUGGCGGCAGUGAUCUGACCGGCUUCAUCAUUGAGAGAAGGGAUCCCAAGAUGCACACAUGGAGACAGCCCAUCGAGACACCCUCAUCUAAGUGUGAGAUUGUGGGUAUUGUUGAAGGGCAGGAGUACAUCUUCCGGGUCGUAGCGAAGAACAAGUUUGGCUGUGGCCCUCCCGUUGAUUUGGGUCCUAUUGCUGCAGUGGAUCCCAAAGCUCCACCAACUUCACCUGAGAGAUUCCACUACACUGAGAGGACAAAGACUUCCAUCAGCCUUGCCUGGAGACCUCCCCGCAAUGAAGGAGGCAGUCCAAUCUUGGGCUACUUUGUUGAGAAGAAGAAGCACGAUGCCCCAGCAUUUGAGCCUUGUAACACAGAGAUGUGCAAGGACCUCUUCAUGACCAUCGAGAACCUCGAGGAGCUCUUUAUGUAUGAGUUCCGUGUCAAGGCUGUCAAUUUAAUUGGAUCAAGUGAACCUGGAAUUCCACUCACCAUUGUCAUUCAAGAUGAUGAAGUUCCUCCUACUGUGAGGAUGUUGAAGACCUUCAAGGGAGAUGCAAUCACUGUCAAGAAGGGAGAGCCUAUUGAAAUCCCUGCUGAGGUGACUGGUCUUCCAAUGCCCAAGGUUGAAUGGUUGAAGGAUGAGGUGAUUAUUGUAGAGCCCACUGAGACUCUGUUGAUGGACACCAAGGAGAUCAACAGAAUGCAGUGCAAUACCAAGCUCAGUAUCCCUGCAGCAGCAAGACUGGACAAAGGCAUCUUUACAGUGAUCGCCUCCAACCGUCUUGGGACGGCUAGUCACACCAUCAAGGUUAAGGUGUUAGACCGUCCUCUGCCACCUAGGAAUGUGAAUAUUGGUAACAUCAAGGCUGAGUCCUGCCAGCUAACCUGGGACGCGCCAGAGGACGAUGGAGGAAGUGAGCUCACUAACUACAUUGUUGAGAAGCUGGACAUUCUUCCUGAGGAGGAACCUGAAGAAGAAUAUGAGGAUUCUGAGGAUGAGGAGCCUAAGCCUAAAUCUGAGCCUAGACCCAUUCCUGUAUGGACGGUGAUCACCAACAGCAUCAUUGAGAAACGACUCGGGGUUUGGAAUCUGGAAACAGGUAGCCAGUGCCAGUUCAGAGUGAGAGCAGAGAACAGGUAUGGACAGAGUGACGCCUGCGAGACAGAGGCAUCCGUCAUCAAGGAUCUGUACGGACUCCCUGGUCCUCCAGAGAAACCAAAGAUCGCAGAGCACACCAGGUCCUCCAUGCUUGUGACAUGGGACCCUCCACGAGACAACGGUGGAUCCACUAUCUCUGGCUACUGGCUGGAGAAGAGGGAGAAAGGUUCGUCUUAUUGGGCUCGGGUUAAUAAGGCCCCGGUGACGAAGCGUGCUGCUAAGCGCUGGGAGUUCCAGGUCGUUCGUAUGAUCGAGGGGUCUGCGUAUGAGUUCCGUGUCAUGGCUGUCAAUAUUGCCGGUACUGGACCCCCCAGUGGACCUUCCGAUCCUGCAUACGCAGUGGACCCUCUUAUGAAACCCGGCAUGCCAGCAGCACCAGAGGUUGCAGACAAAACCAAGCACAGUGUCAGCCUCACAUGGUCUCCACCUGAGAAAGACGGUGGAAGCGCCAUCAAGGGUUACAUCGUUGAGAUCCAGGAUGAAGCCUCUUCUAUUUGGAUCAGAAUCACUGAUCUAGAGACUCUGCAUGAGACCACUGAGAUCACUGUCCCAAGUCUCAAAGAGCUGAAACACUACAAGUUCAGAGUCACAGCCGUCAAUGACAUCGGCGAGUCUGACCCAAGUCCCAAGACAGAAGUCCUAAUUGAGGACGUACAUGUGGAGCCGAAAAUCCAUAUUGAUUGCGUUGUGGAAGAUUUUCUCUGCGUCCGGGCUGGUCAUUCCUUCAGAAUCCCUGCCAUCAUCAAAGGGCGUCCCGUUCCUAAGGUGACCUGGGAAUUCACUGGACCAGCAAAGACCCACAAGAAGAAUCGCCUUCAUGUCCUUCCAGUUGACUCAGAGCUUGAAUCUACUGAUACUACCUCAAACAUCACUGUACCUGUGUGCUUGAGGACCCACUCUGGACGAUACACCAUCACAGCCAAGAACAAGGCUGGACAGAAACAUGUCAACGUCAGAGUCAAUGUUCUCGACGUGCCUGGUGCUCCUCGAGAGCUCAAAGUGACUGACAUCACCAGAGCUACUAUGAGGCUGAUCUGGAAACUGCCUGCUAACGACGGUGGCGAGAGGAUCAAGAGUUACUUCAUUGAGAAGAAGAAUGUGACAGGAAAGGCCUGGACCAUAGUAAACCAGUGCUGUUUCAGCCAGGCCUACGUUGUGGAGGGACUGCUGGAGGGACAGGAGUAUGUGUUCCGUGUGCGGGCAGAGAACCGUCUGGGAAUGGGACCUUUAACUGAGACCACUGAGCCUGCUAGGGCAAGAGACCCCAUCUACAUACCUGAUCCCCCAACCCACGUCAAGGUCAAUCUGGUCACCAAGGAUACAGUGACCCUGACAUGGGUGCCACCUAAGAACAACGGUGGUUCUCCUGUGAAGCACUACAUCAUAGAGCGCUUGAGUUGGGACACCAGCGGCCCGGAGAAGGAGACAUGGAAGCAGUGUAACAAGCGUAACGUUGAGGAAACCAUCUUCAUCAUUGAAGAUCUGAAAAAUGGCGGAGAGUAUGAGUUCCGCGUCAAGGCUGUGAACGAGGCUGGCCCAAGCAGACCGUCGGCCACCGCUGGACCAGUCAUCAUCAAGGACCAGACAUGUGCUCCUACCAUUGAACUGAAGGAACAGAUGGAAGGUGAAGAGGGACUAGAUGUCCAUAUUGUGGCUAGGAUCCAUGGCUGUCCAUUCCCCUCCCUCGUAUGGCAGAAGGCUCCCAUUGCCAAGCCUGAAGACAAGGCUGUAGUGCAAUAUGAUCAGCAUGUCAACAAACUGAUCAUUGAUAACAAAUGUACCCUGCUGAUCCAGCAGUCCAAGAGAGACGACAGCUCCCUGUACACUAUCACUGCUAGCAACAGUCUGGGCAAAGCAUCUAAGGAAAUCAAACUCACUGUUCUAGGACGACCUGGCGUACCUGUCGGGCCAAUCGAAUUCAAAGAGGUGUUUGCCGAGAGGAUAACACUUGCAUGGAAACCACCUAGAGAUGACGGUGGCUCCAAGGUUACAAACUACGUCGUUGAGAAGCGUGAGGAAAACAGAAAGUCAUGGGUGCACGUUUCCGACGACCCCAAAGAAGGCCUGUAUACAGUUCAGAGGCUGACUGAGGGCCAUGAGUAUGAGUUCCGUGUCAUGGCUCAGAACAAAUAUGGAGUUGGACCACCGCUGUACAGCGAACCUGAGAAAGCAAGGAAUCUGUUCACUCUCCCCGGUCCCCCAACCCCCAAAGUAACAGACUGGACCAAGUCAACAGUGGAUCUGGAGUGGAUCCCACCUUUGAUUGAUGGUGGAUCUAAGGUCACUGGUUACUUUGUUGAAUACAUAGAAGAGGAAAAAGAAGCAGAAAUAGAAAAACAGAAGGCUAAAGACAAGGAGAUUAGAAGCACUAAGUUUGUUGUGUCUGGACUGAAAGAGCUGGGAAGGUACAAGUUCAGAGUGAGGGCAGUGAACGCUGCUGGCGUCGGUGAGCCCGGUCAAGUGGCCGAAGUGAUUGAAUGCAAGGACAGAACAAUUGCCCCUGAAGUGGACUUGGAUGCCUCAGUGAAGGAGAAGAUUGUAGUCCAUGCCGGUGGUACCAUCCGCCUCCUGGCCUACGUGUCAGGCAAGCCUGCGCCAGAGAUCACAUGGAGCAGAGAUGACCAGCCUCUACCAGCAGAGGCUAAGGUUGAAACCACUUCAAUCAGCUCUGCUCUGGUUAUCAAAAACUGUAGACGCCAUCAUCAGGGUAUAUACACCCUGAGUGCAAAGAAUGAAGGAGGGGAAAGGAAGAAGGCUGUCAUUGUGGAGGUGUUGGAUGUUCCCGGCCCAGUUGGUCAGCCGUUCUCUGGUGUGAACCUCACCAUUGACUCUUGCAAGUUGACCUGGUACUCCCCUGAAGACGACGGUGGCUCAGCCAUCACCAACUACAUAAUUGAGAAGAGAGAGUCUGACCGCAUGGGCUGGACAGCGGUCUCUUACACGGUCACCAGGCACAAUGCUGUGGUCCAGGGUCUCAUCGACGGAAAAGGAUAUUUCUUUAGAAUCGCAGCUGAGAAUAUCAUCGGAAUGGGUCCAUUUUUUGAAUCAGAACGACCAGUUCUCAUCAAAGACCCUAUUUCUGUUCCUGAGCGUCCUGAGGAUCUAGAAAUCACAGCCAUCACCAAAGACUCCAUCAGUUUGGCCUGGAGACCACCUAAGUACGAUGGUGGUUCUGAGGUUACACGUUAUGUGCUUGAAGCUCGUCUGAUUGGAAAGGAUAACUUCAAUAAGAUCGAUACUGAUGACACGCUGAUGGAUAGGAAGUUCACAAAGGGAGGUCUCAAAGAGAAUUCCACCUAUGAAUUCCGUGUCAGUGCUGUCAACGUGAUUGGUCAGGGAAAGCACUCUUUCUGCACCAAGCCAAUCCAGGUCAAGGAAGAACUUGAGCCCCCAACGAUCGACUUGGACUUCCGUGACAGACCGGUUGUGCGUGUGGGAGACGUGUGCACCCUCCAAGGCCGCUUCACUGGAAAGCCAGCACCUACAAUAACAUGGACAAAGAACGAGGAAGAGUUGAAAGCAGAUGAGGAGGUCACAAUGACCAACACUAGUAAAACACUGUGCUUGGCUAUGCCCAAGGCUAAACGCGAACACAGCGGCAGAUACCAGGUGGUUGUGGAGAACAUUGUCGGCUUACGUAAAGGAAUCUGCAGUCUCACUGUUGUUGAUCGCCCCCAGCCUCCAGAGGGCCCAGUGGUCUUCAAUGAGGUCUACAGGAACCACAUGGUGAUUUCCUGGAACCCUCCUCUGGACGAUGGUGGAUGUGCCAUCUCCAACUACACCAUUGAGAAGAGAGACACAAACAGAGACCUCUGGAUGCCAGUGACAACAGCUUGCACCAGGACAACAUGCAAAGUUCCUAAGCUGAUUGAGGGCAGAGAGUACAUCAUCAGAAUUUGUGCUGUGAACAUCCACGGUGUCAGCAACCCACUGCUGUCUGCCGAGACCAAGGCUAAGGAUGUCUUCAAGGUGCCAGAUGCACCCAAACAGCCCAUUGUGAAGGAGAUCUAUAAGGAUCAAGCCCUCCUCACUUGGGAACCACCUGCGGAUGGUGGCAAGCCCAUCACUGGCUACGUCAUUGAGAGGAAGGAGACCAUGGCUAACAGAUGGACUCGCGCAUCCGGAAAAGACCGCAUCUUCCCCAAAGUAGAGUACUUUGUUCCAGACCUCCUCAAGGGCUGUGAAUAUGAGUUCCGUGUCAUGGCUGAGAACGUUGUGGGUCUGGGUGACCCCAGCCCUCCAUCAAAGCCCAUCUUUGCCAAAGAUCCAAUUGUGCUUCCAAGCCCCCCCGUUCUGCCAGAAGCUGUGGAUUGGACAAAGGAGUCUGUCUCACUAUCUUGGCAGCCACCAAAAGACUGUGGCAGGGGAAAGAUCUUUGGCUAUCUCGUUGAGUUCAGUAAAGCUGGAGAGGAGUGGCAAAAAGUGAAUCAGACUCCUGAUUCCUGCCAAGAAACCAAGUUCAAGGUCAUUAACCUGGAAGAGGGAGAAUAUUACAAAUUCAGAGUUACUGCUGUGAACUUCGCUGGUGAAUCUGAACCCGCAUACACCACAGAUCCAGUGAAGGCAGAAGACAGAUUUGAACCUCCUGAGUUGGAUGUUGAACUGGGUAUGCCUCGUGAGUUGAAAGCCAUGGCRGGAACCCAUAUCAAUCUGGUUGCUGGAAUCAAGGGAAUUCCAUUCCCAAAAGUCACAUGGAAGAAGAACGAUAAAGACGUCCCCACAAGAGCUGAAAUUGAGGUCAAUCCAUUAGGAUCUAAAUUGGAGAUGCGCUACUGUGCCCGUUCUGACUGUGGCGACUACACUCUGAACAUAGAAAACUCAUCUGGAUCAAGGACUGCCACAUGCACAGUCCUUGUCCUUGACAAACCUGGUCCAAUCCAGCACCUGAGGGUUUCAGAGGUGAGAAGCGAUUCAGCCUAUCUCUCCUGGAAAGACCCUGAGGACAAUGGAGGAGCACGUAUUACCAACUUUGUUGUGGAGAAGAAAGAUGUGGCAGCCGCACAGUGGGUGCCAGUGUGCUCUUCGUCUAAGAAACGAAGCAUGAUGGCCAAGCACUUGAUGGAAGGAACAUCGUAUUUGUUCCGCGUUGCUGCUGAGAAUCAGUUCGGCAGAAGUGAAUACAUUGAAACAACCAAAGCCGUCAAAGCCAUGAAUCCACUGUUCCCACCUGGUCCACCAAAGGACUUGCACCAUGUAGAUGUCGACAAGACGGAGGUCUGGCUUGUGUGGAACUGGCCUGACCGCAACGGAGGUAGCAACAUCAUAGGUUUCCUGGUUGAGUACCAAGAGGAAGGAGAGAGAGAGUGGGAUGAAUGGAACACCGUCAGCAUCCCUGAGAGCCACAUCACUGGCCUCGAGGAAGGAAAGACUUACAGAUUCCGUGUGAGAGCGGAGAACGCUAUCGGACUGAGUAGACCAGACACCACUGUCCCCGUCCUCUGCCAGGAGAAGCUUGUGGCUCCAAUCGUUGAAGUUGAGGCCAAGCUGAUCGAAGGGAUCAUUGUGAAAUGUGGAAGCACAAUCAGACUCCCUGCUAUCAUGAGAGGCAUCCCUGCGCCUACUGCCAAAUGGUCCAUUGACGGAGCAGAAAUUGUACCCGAAGGCUCAGUUAAGAUUGAGAGUGACAACUAUUCAACAGUUCUCAGCAUCAAUGAGUGUAUGAGAACCAACAGUGGAACCUAUAUUCUCACAGUUUCCAACCCUGCAGGAACCAAGACUCUGGCUUUGAAUGUGACCGUUCUUGAUGUGCCCGCUGCUCCCAUUGGACCAAUCAAUGUCCUUGAGGUUACUCCUGAGUACAUGCUUAUUGACUGGCGUUCUCCAAAGGAUGAUGGUGGAAGCCCUGUAACAGGUUACAUUGUUGAGAAGAGAGAGGCUAAGAAGGAAACCUGGGGAGGUGUGAGCUCUGGUAGCACAGCUACAAAGCUUAAGAUCUCUCGUUUGCAGAGCGGUGUUGAAUAUGUUGUGCGUAUCCGUGCAGAGAACAAAAUGGGUAUCGGCGCUCCUCUUGAAAGUGCACCAACUGUCGCCCAACACACGUUUGAACCCCCUGCCCAUCCUGGCAAACCAAACACAUGGGACAUUGCAGAAGAUGCUCUCACUGUUGGGUGGACCAUGCCAUUGUUUGAUGGAGGCAGUCAAAUCACUGGAUAUAUAGUUGAGCGUAAACACAAAGGCGGUAAAUGGAUCCGUGUCAACACGACACCCUGUAAGGAUCUCAGAAUCAGAGUACUUGGUCUCUUUGAGGGAAAUGAGUAUGAGUUUAGAGUUUUCGCUGAAAACAUUGCUGGUUUCAGUGGACCUUCUGCCAUAUCAGACCCAGCAAAACCCUGUCGUCAAAUUAAAGCUCCUGGACCUCCAGUUAACCCCAGAAUCAAGGACUACAGUAAGGAAAAUGCAGACCUAGUCUGGAUUAAGCCCAACAAAGAUGGAGGCAGUCCAAUCAUGGGCUACAUUAUUGAAAUUCAGAAAGUUGGCGGAGAAUGGGAGAUCAUCAACAAGGAUGGUCACAUUAAGCAGUGUGCUUACAGAGUUAAAGGCCUUGAAGAACACUCAGAGUACAGGUUCCGCAUUAGUGCUGUAAAUAUGAUUGGAGUUGGAGAGCCUAGAGAAUGCCUUGGAUCGGUGGUUGCCAAAGACAUCAUGAUACCUCCAGAGAUCGAGAUGGAUGCCACAAGCCGUGAGUGUUUGACUGUCCGAGUUGGACAUAACAUCAACAUCAUCGGUUACGUGAAAGCCAGACCCGAUCCAGAGAUUAUCUGGAAAAAGGGUGAAGACGUUUUGGAAACCGCCAAGCACACAACACUAACUCAGAACUUGCCUGUUGUUCAACUGAGAAUAAAAGAGGCAACCAGAGCAGACCAUGGAAAGUAUGUUUUGAAGGCUAACAACUACAGUGGUGAAGCUGAAGCUACAAUAACUGUGAAUGUGUUGGAUAGACCUGGACACUGUCAGAAUCUGAAGGCCACCUAUGUGACCAAAGACUCUUGUAUGGUGUCCUGGGAGAACCCUGUAGAUAACGGAGGCUCUGAGAUUACAAACUACAUUGUUGAGUGCCGUGAACCCAGUGUGAGGCUUUGGUCAAUGAUCUCAUCUGACUGCACUAACCGCAUGGUUAAAGCCAAACUCAUGGAGGGCCACGAGUAUCUCUUCCGUGUUUGUGCUGCGAACAAAUGCGGCCCUGGGCCUACAGUUGAGACAAAACAACCAACCCUUGCCAUCGAUCCCAUUAACACGCCUGGUGAGCCAGAGAACUUCCACGUAACCGACGUGGGUAAGAACUUUGUCUUCUUGAAAUGGAGGAGGCCAGACUAUGAUGGUGGAAGCCCCAACAUUGGUUACGCUUUGGAGAGCAAAGAAGCAGGAGCGGCAGAAUGGGUGCCAUUACACGAGGAUCUGAUUACAAGUACAUUCUUCAUGGCUGACAAGUGUGUGGAAAAACAAACCUAUCAGUUCAGAGUGCAGACAUGCAAUGAAGGUGGAGAAAGUGACUGGGUGAAGACUGGUGAUGUACUUGUUAAAGAGGAGAUCCAGAAACCAGUGCUUGAUAUAAAGUUAGCUGGAGCCCUUGUGGUUAAAGCUAGAGAGUCUAUCAGAAUUGAGGCUGGACUCAGAGGAAAGCCUCAACCAGAGGUGAAGUGGGUGAAGGACAYGGCCACAGGAGAUAACCCRAGAGUUAGUYUUGAAACGGGCACAGAUUARUCWAAAUURCUUWUGACCAAAUCRAAACGRACWGACACCGGAAAAUAUGURYURACRGCCACAAACUCUGCUGGAACCUUCACUGGAUACGCAGUUGUUCAUGUCUUGGAUGUCCCAGGGCCUGUGAGAGACGUGAAGGUGUCUGGAAUCGGAGUAGACAAAUGUAGAGUUGCAUGGGAUCUCCCAGAAGAUGAAGGUGGAUGUGAAGUUGAUAGCUAUAUCAUUGAGAAAUGUGAGACAAGAAGAAUGGUCUGGUCCACAUACUCUGCUUCACUUGUCACCAACUAUUGCAAUGUUACCCGACUAGUAGAAGGAAAUGAGUACAUCUUCCGCAUCAGAGCAGAAAACAAGAUGGGGACAGGUCCCGCAGUGGAGAGCAAACCUGUCACAGCUAGGACUCAGUUCAACAGACCUGGACCACCAGAAUCACCAGAGAUCACCAAGAUCGGCAAGGAGGAAAUGACAGUCGUAUGGGCCCCACCAGAGAAUGAUGGUGGAAAGUCUAUCACUGGUUAUAUCCUGGAAAGGAAAGAAAAGCGUGCUGUCAAAUGGGUGCCAUGCACAAAGAGUACCAUCUCUGAGAGACGCAUGAAAGUCAGCAACUUAAUUCCCAACCACGAGUAUCAGUUCCGUGUCAAGGCCGAAAAUGAAGUUGGACUGGGAGAGCCAAGCAAACCAUGCAGACCAGUAGCAGCCAAAGAUCCAAUUGAGACUCCUGGUCCUCCAGGCAGUUUCAAGGUGAUUGACAGCACCAAGACAUCCAUUACUCUUGGGUGGGCCAAGCCUAUCUAUGAUGGAGGUGCUCCUAUCAUUGGAUACAUGGUUGAAAUGAGAGACAAACCUGAACCUAAACCUGAAGUGGUUGAAGCUGAAGCUGUUCCUGAAGAUAAACCUGCAGAUGAAGCUAAGCCUGAAGGUGAAGCUAAGCCUGAAGCAGCAGCAGGAGAAGGUGAGGAAAAAUAUGAAGAGGACGCUGAGGAUGAAGCUGCUGCAGUUGCAGCUAAAGCUAAAGCUGAAGCUAAACGUAAGGAGAAAGAAGAGGGCUGGAAGAAGUGCAACACCGGUGCUGGUGUGCUGGUGCACACAGAAUUCACCAUUCCAAACUUGAAUGAGAAGCAGAUGUAUGAAUUCAGAGUCUCUGCACAGAACCAGGUCGGCUGGGGUCGUCCUGCUACACUCAAAGAGGCUGUCAACCCCAAGGAGGUCCUCGAGGCACCAGAGAUUGACUUGGAUGCCAGUCUAAGGAAGGGCUUCACUGUUAGAGCAGGCUGCCCCAUCAGGCUCUUCGCUACUAUCAGAGGAAGACCAUCGCCCAAAGUCACCUGGAAGAAGCUCGGUGUUGAUAAUGUGGCCAGGAGAGGGCAUGUAGAUCAGAUUGAUACUAUGUCCUUCCUUGUGAUUCCUGAGAGCACUCGGGACGACUCCGGCAAAUACUCUCUCACACUUUCCAACUCCGCUGGGGAGAAAGCUAUAUUUGUUCGUGUUAAAGUAUUGGAUACUCCUGGACCUGUUGGAGGAUUUGAGGUCUGUGAUGUGACAAGCACCGGUUGUCAGCUGUCUUGGCUCCCUCCAGAUAAUGAUGGUGGCUGUCAAAUCCAGAACUACAUCGUUGAGAAACGUGAACUCGACAAGAAGACUUGGUCAAAUUGUAUCAACGACUUGAAGAAAACAAGCUUCAAAGUCACCGGCCUCACACCUGGCUGUGACUACUACUUCAGAGUUAUGGCAGUCAAUAAAUAUGGCAUUGGUGUUCCUAAAGACUCUCCAAAAGCCUACCUGACAACUGAUCCUAUAAGUGAACCUGAUCCACCCAAGAAGAUGGAUGUCUUGGAAGUGACAAAGAACAGUGCCACUCUGGGAUGGCUGAAACCUUUGAGGGAUGGUGGAGCUAAGAUCAAUGGCUACAUGGUUGAUUACAAAGAGGAUGGCGAACCUGAAGACAAAUGGACACCAUAUUCCGUUGUUAAAGACUUAACCAUUGUAGUCGUUGGACUUAAAGAGGGCACAAAGUACAAGUUCAGGGUUGCAGCAAGAAACGUGGCUGGAACCAGUCUGGCAAGAGAAGCUGAGGGAGUAUUUGAAGUCAAGGAGCAGCUGAUGGCACCAAAGAUCAUCAUGCCUGAUAUUGUCACAGUAAGGGCAGGAGAGAAAAUGAGAAUUGAUGCUAUUGUGGCUGGAAAACCUACACCAUUCUGCAAAUGGAGGCAAGGAGCCGAUGAUCUGUUGACAUCUGAUCGUCUCAUGGUGCAAAAGUCUCCAAACUGCAUUUCACUCAUCAUGAAAGACGUCUCGAGAAAGGACAGUGGUUACUACAGUCUUUCUGCUGCGAACAGCACCGCCAAAAUAAGCCAGAUCCUUAGAGUCAUAGUACAGGAUAAACCAGGGCCUCCUGACGCUCCCCUGGAGAUCGUUGAGCUUGAUAUUGAUGCCUGCACACUCCAGUGGAACCAACCCAGUGAGGAUGGUGGAAGCAACAUCACUAACUACGUCAUUGAGAAGUGUGAUGUAAGCAGAGGAGACUGGGUCAUAGCUUCUGGCUCAUGCACCACAACCAGCUACAGAGUUGGCAAGCUUACCCCUGGAAUGGAGUAUGGCUUCCGUGUCCGAGCUGAGAACAGAUUUGGCAUCUCGGAGCCAAUCUAUUCAGAGAAAAGUAUCGCUAGAUAUCCCUUCGAUGUCCCAGACGAGCCCAGAAAUCUGUGUAUCACGAAAGUUAAGAGUGAAGCAGUGUCUCUGUCCUACGAGACCCCAUCAACUGACGGUGGCAGUCCUCUUACCGGAUACUGCAUUGAGCGUAAAGAGAGGAACAGCCUUCUCUGGGUAAGAGCAAAUGAGUCUGUUGUCCGCGGACUUGAAUACAACUGCACAGGCUUAAUGGAAGGUCUGGAAUAUGCAUUCAGGGUGUCUGCCCUCAACAAGGCCGGCCAGGGUAAACCAAGCAAACAGACUGACUGGGUCACAGCAAGAACACCCAUCGAUCCACCUGGUAAACCUGAGGUAAUGGAUGUGACAAAGAGCACUGUUUCACUUGUUUGGACUCGCCCCCAAAAUGAUGGAGGUAGCAAGCUCAUUGGGUACUAUGUGGAGUACAUGAAGAUUGGUCAAGAAGUAGAGAAAUGGGUUCGCUGCAAUGCCAACUGCCAGAACGUCAAAACAGAAGACUAUGUUGUAACUGGCCUGGAGGAGGGAGCCCAGUAUCACUUCAGAGUUUUCGCCAAGUCAGCAAUCAACAUCAGCUUGCCUUCUCAGAUCUCAGAUGCCAUUCCAGUGUUUGCAGAGAAUGUUCCCCCCAGGGUCGAGCUGGGAGUGGACAUGAAGAAUAUGAUCAUAGUGAAGGCUGAAGAAAAUGUCUCCUUUGAUGCAGUAGUGUUUGGAAAACCACUGCCCAAGGUUACAUGGAAGAGAGAUGGUGUUCCAUUGAAACUGGUUGAUGGGAUGAAGAUGACACAGAAGAGACACACACACAUUCUGGAAUUGUUCUCUGUUGCAAGGAAGGAGUCUGGAGAGUACACUAUUCUAGCUGAAAAUCCCAAUGGCGCUAAAUACGCCAAUAUUAAGCUCAAGGUUCUAGACAAACCAGGCCCACCAGCCGGAGUGAAAGUCACCAAGGUGUUUGCGGACCGUAUUAAAAUGAGGUGGGAGCCACCUGUUGCAGAUGGAGGCUCUGAAAUCAUCAACUACAUCAUUGACAAACGUGAAACCAGCAGAGCGAACUGGGCUCUGGUCACCUCCAAUAUCCAUGGUCAACUGACUGAUUGCACAGUAGAUAAACUGAUGCAGGACCAUGAAUACCAGUUCAGGGUCAGUGCUGAGAACCAGUAUGGUAUUGGGGACCCCAUCCUCACCGACCCUGUCAUGGUCAAGAAUCCAUAUG
This is a messenger RNA of Salvelinus sp. IW2-2015, 50364 nucleotides long. The record is from RefSeq and is a predicted model, not a curated record. NCBI's taxonomy places the organism in Eukaryota, Metazoa, Chordata, Actinopteri, Salmoniformes, Salmonidae.